AUGGGGAAGCGGAAGUUUUCAGGGUUGGAGGUGACUCUGACAGUCAUGUUCCUGCUGAUGACAACAGUGGCUGUUGCUUUAGUUGUUCUAAUGGCUACUGGGGAGCCUUCGGUCAUCAAAGACGGUGAGAAAACACACAGACACACACACACACACACAGACACACACACACAACACACACACACACACACAAGCACACGCACACAGACACACACACACACACACACACACACAUACAUACAUACAGCAGAGAAAGGGGACAGGGCUGAGGACAGUAAGGGUUGUUUUGGGGGCAUAAGAAAGAACACUGAUAUGGAUAUUAUGACAGCUGUCACUCCAAAUCACAAACAACUUUCUAGAGGUGAGACAAUGCCAACCACAUAGAAACACACACGCACACACACACAAGCACACGCAAACAAACACACAUGCACACACACACAAGCACACGCAAACAAACACACACGCACACACACACAAGCACACGCAAACAAACACACACACACACACAUACAUCCUAACACUCUCUCUCUCUCUCUCUCUCUUUCUCUCUCUCUUCCGGUCACUGCCCAUGGUUUUGGUCUGUAUAUUAGGGAUGAGGCAGAACCAUGCCCCAGUCUGCUUCCACUCAUCCUCUCUCCUUGGUCAAUGUCAUGCCCCAGACAGUCGCUCAAAGGGCAGAUACAUUAGUAACAUCACUUGUAUAAUUAUCCCUACUCCUCACAAAAAAAAACAUUUAAUUUACUCAAUGUCAAGUGAACUCAUGUAUGACUGAGAUUAUUUUUUUGACAGUGCAGAUUUUCAUGAAUUCCAGCCGAAGCCUAAGCUGAAGCCCUGUUGGCUAAUGCUUCUCAGUGGUGAUUUGUGAUUGGUUGUUGGGUCAGUGUUUGAUCAGUAAAAACGUAUUUCCUGUAUGCUCUGACAGAGACUACAGACACCAUGGUUCCAGAAUGUCCCAAUAUUCCCCUGGCGGAGAGAGUCGACUGUUUCCCUGAUGCCGGUGCAUCUAAGGUAUGUUCCCAUGGAGACCUGGGUCCUCUACUCCAGGCCUAAACACAUCUCACCAUUCCUAGAGGAUUUACUUUCCCAUCAUUACUAAACAGAGUGCAGAUAUCAGGAGUACCGAACCCUCCUCCUGGAGAGCUACCCUCCUGCAGGUUUCACAUCAAACCCUGAUCUAGCGUGUCUGGUUAUACUUAGUAGCUGCCCAGCAGGACCUUGAUUAGCUCAAUUAGGAGUUUUACAACUGGGUUGGAGCAAAAACCUGCAUUCCCAGUAGCUGUCAAGGAGGAAGGUUGGCCAACCAUAGCAUACAUAAUACAAACUGCUGCUGCUGAUGAUGAUGAUUCCCUUCCUACCCUAGCUGGGGUGUCAGCAGCGAGGAUGUUGUUGGAGCCCAUUGGACGAGAGAAACGCUCCAUGGUGCUUCUUCUCCACCAAUCACGGCUACUCUGUGGUCAGAGAGGAGCAAUCCAACAGCAACAGUGAGCUCUACCUCCAUAUUUCUCCCCCUCCCCCAUCCCCCCUCUUUCCAUCUCUCUUCUUUUCCAUAUUUCUCCCCCUCCCCCAUCCCCCCUCUUUCCAUCUCUCUUCUUUUCCAUCUUUCUCCCCCUCCCCCAUCCCCCCUCUUUCCAUCUCUCUACCUCCAUCUUUCUCCCCCUCCCCCAUCCCCCCUCUUUCCAUCUCUCUUCUUUUCCAUCUUUCUCCCCCUCCCCCAUCCCCCCUCUUUCCAUCUCUCUUCUUUUCCAUCUUUCUUCCCCUCCACCCAUCCUCCCACCCCCCUCUUUAUUCCAUCUCUCUACCUGCCAUCUUUCUCCCCCUCCCCCCAUCCCCCCCCCUAUUCCAUCUCAUCCUUUCCAAUCUGCUCUUCUUUCCAUCUUUCUCCCCCUCGCCCCCCCUCCACCAUCCCCCCCUCUUUUCCAUCUCUCUACCUCCAUCUUUCUCCCCCUCCCCCAUCCCCCCUCUUUCCACUCUCUUCUUUUCCAUAUUUCUUCCCCCUCCCCAUCCUCCCUCCUUUCCCAAUCUCUCGUCUUUUCCCAUCUUUCUUCUCCCCCCUCCCCCCAUCCCCCCCUCUUCCCAUCUCUCUUCUUUUCAAUCUUUCUCCCCCCUCCCCAUCCCCCCUCUUUCCAUCUCUCUUCUUUUCAAUCUUUCUCCCCCUCCUCCAUCCCCCCUCUUUCCAUCUCUCUUCUUUUCUAUCUUCCUUCCCCCUCCCCCCCCCCCCCUCCCCCUCCCCCCCAUUGUUUAGCAUAUUGCUAAACAUGAUAGACAUAACAGAAUAAAAGUUUUUCCAUUUUCCUACUUGAUAUCACUACUUUAUUCACAGUCAGUCCUGACCCUCAGGAACCAGUAUUUUUUCAAAUGUUAAAAUAAUUCAAAACAUAUCAUGCCCUAUACUAGAAAUUGCUCUUGAAUUUGCCUACAUAGAUUUCUGCUUUUAACUUUUUGCUUGUGAUUGGAGGCUUGUCGGCCCUUCUGAAGAGGAAGGUUGCCCCCUCUCUGUUUGGUGAAGACAUAGAGGAGCUGUCUUUCCAUGCUGACAUGCAGACAGUGAACCGACUCAGAUUCAAGGUACACACACACACACACACACACACACACACAAUAGGACACAUAUUAUAUAAGCACCCAUGUGUACUAUACACACUGACACUUGCAACCUACACCAAAACACACGUCCUCUUGACCCCUGUCCCUGUGUUUUGUCUCCAGAUCACAGAUGCCCACAAACAGCGAUUUGAGGUUCCCCAUGAGCACAUCAAGCCCCCUACCACCCAUCCCUCUGGCCCCCGUAACUACGAGAUAGAGCUCAAACACAACCCCUUCGGCCUCCAAGUACGCAGGGCAGCCACCAAGAAAGUCCUGUGAGUUUCUGUGUGUUUCUGUCUGAUUGUGUGAUCUCAAAAAGUCUCUAUCACAUCCGUCAGUCUAUCUGUCUGUCUCGAAAAGUCUCUGUCACAUCCGUCAGUCUAUCUGUCUGUCUCGAAAAGUCUCUGUCACAUCCGUCAGUCUAUCUGUCGGUCUCAAAAAGUCUCUGUCGCAUCCGUCAGUCUAUCUGUCGGUCUCAAAAAGUCUCUGUCACAUCCGUCAGUCUAUCUGUCGGUCUCAAAAAGUCUCUGUCGCAUCCGUCAGUCUAUCUGUCGGUCUCAAAAAGUCUCUGCCACAUCCGUCAGUCUAUCUGUCGGUCUCAAAAAGUCUCUGUCGCAUCCGUCAGUCUAUCUGCGACACUCCAACCUUGGUACUAAUGCUCUCAGAGAAUACAAGAGAAAACAGCAGCCUAUACAUCUGGUUACAGCAUCACGUUAGACUUGAUCCUCUUAGAGGUGCAUGUAGACCAUGCAGUCACUUCAUUAAUAUGUAUUAUUCUGUCAGGACGCCAAAGACACACGCUCGCACGUCCAUGCACGCACGCACACACACGACACGUUUGUUUUCUGUGUUCCAUGUCAGUCUCCCCUGGUGACCGAGACAGUGUGGUUACGUCUGCAGCCUCCCUCUAAAACCAUUGCACUUUCAACCAGCCAAACGAACCUUUAUACCGUCUCCCUGUUAAACCAUUAUACCUCCAACCAGCCAAACGAACCUUUAUACCGUCUCCCUGUUAAACCAUUACACCUCCAACCAGCCAAACGAACCUUUAUACCGUCUCCCUGUUAAACCAUCACACCUCCAACCAGCCAAACGAACCUUUAUACCGUUUCCCUGUUAAACCAUUACACCUCCAACCAGCCAAACGAACCUUUAUACCGUCUCCCUGUUAAACCAUUACACCUCCAACCAGCCAAACGAACCUUUAUACCGUUUCCCUGUUAAACCAUUACACCUCCAACCAGCCAAAUGAACCAUUAUACUGUCUCCCUGUUAAACCAUUACACCUCCAACCAGCCAAAUGAACCAUUAUACAGUCCCUCUGUAAAACCAUUACACCUCCAACCAGCCAAAUGAACCUUUAUACCGUCUCCCUGUUAAACCAUUACACCUCCAACCAGCCAAAUGAACCAUUAUACAGUCCCUCUGUAAAACCAUUAAAACCAUGAUUAUGACCCCAGUUAAAACCAUGAUUAUGACUCCUGUUAAAACCAUGAUUAUGACUCCUGUUAAAACCAUGAUUAUGACUCCUGUUAAAACCAUGAUUAUGACUCCUGUUAAAACCAAAGUACGACCAAUAUUGAUUAUUUUAGGGCCGAUACCAAUUUUUUUGGGUCAAGGAGGCCGAUGGAUGAUAUUUUAGGCCGAUAUUCAAUAGAAAUAAAAUGUCCCAGAGACAGCCAUGUGUGCAUUAAUAUAUACAGUGAGCUCCAUAAUUCACUGGACAGUGACCAUUCUUUUGUUAUUUUGGUUCUGUACUCUAGCACUUUGAGUUUGAAAGGAUACAAUGACAAUGAGGGUGAAGUGCAGACUGUCAGCUUUAAUUUGAGGGUAUUUUCAUACAUAUCGGAUGAACCGUUUACGAAUUAUAGAAGCUUUUGUACAUGGUCCCCCCCAUUUUCGGGCAUCAAAAAACAUUGGACAGUUUAACAUAAUGUAGAAUAAAGUAAUCAUUGUUAAUAUUUGGUCGCAUAUCCUUUGCAUGCAAUGACUGCUUGAAGUCUGCGAUGCAUCGACAUCACCAGACGCUGGGUAUCUUCCCUGGUGAUGCUCUGCCAGGCCUGUACUGCAGCCAUCUUCAGUUCCUGCUUGUUUCGGGGACUUAUUGCCUUAAGUCUCCUCUUCAGCAUGUAAAAUGCAUGUUCAAUUGGAUUCAGAUCUGGUGAUUGACUCGGCCAGUCAAGGUUUUUCCACUUUUUGGCCAUCAAAAACCCCUUUGUUGCUCUAGCAGUAUGUUUAGGGUCAUUGUCUUGUUGCGUGAUUAAGUGCCGUCCAAUGAGUUUGGAGGCAUUUGGUUUUAUCUGAGCAGAUAAAAUAUUUCUGUAGACUUCAGAAUUCAUUGUUCUACUUCUGUCUGCAGUCACAUCAUCGAUGAAGACAAGUGAGCCUGUUCCACUGGCAGCCAUACAGGCCCAAGCCAUAACACCCCCCUCCACCAUGUUUCAUGGAUGAGGUGGUAUGCUUUGGAUCAUGGGCAUUUCUUUUUUUUCUCCACACUUUUGUCUUUCCAUCACUCUGGUACAUGUUAAUCUUUGUCUCAUCUGUCCACAAUAUUUUUUUCCAGAACUCUUGGGGUUCUUUUAGGUGCUUUUUAGCAAACUGUAAUCUUGCCUUUCUGUUCUUCAGGCUUAUCAGUGGUUUGCAUCUUGUAGUGUACCCUCUGUAGUCCUGCUGGUGUAGUCUUCUGCGUAUGGUAGACUUUGACACAUCUACACCUGCAUCCAGGAGAGUGUUUUUGAUCUGUUGGGCUGUUAUCAGGGGUUUUUUCUUCACCAUAGAGAGUAUUCUCCGGUCAUCCACUACAGUGGUCUUCCUCUGUCUACCGGGUCUUUUGACAUAAUUGAGAUCACCGGUUGUUUUUUUCUUGUUAAUGAUGAACAAAACUGUUGACUUGGGCAUGGCCAGGGUUUUUGCAAUGUUCCUGAAUGAUUGAUUUUCAUUUCUGAGCCUUAUGACGGCCAACUUCAUUUGCAUCGACACUGCUGUCUUCCUCAUGUUGUCACACCCCAAUAACAACCUCCAAAGGCAAUAGCAACGUCUAGAAUCAUUACUAUUCAUCAACAGCUCUCCUGCAUUCACUAACGACACAAAUGAAUACACCUGCCUAACGACACACAUCUGUGAAGCCAAUUUAACAAAUACUUGUAGUACCUUAAAAUGGGGGGACCAUGUACAAAAGGUGCUGUCAUUUCUAAACGGUUCAUCCGAUAUGUAUGAAAAUACCCUCAAAUUAAAGCUGACAGUCUGCACUUCACGCUCAUUGUCAUUGUAUCCUUUCAAACUCAAAGUGCUAGAGUACAGAACCAAAAUAACAAAACAAUGGUCACUGUCCAAUGAAUUAUGGAGCUCACUGUAUAUUUAAAAAUCAAAAACAAUACAUUUGACUUUGUUUUUACAAAUCUUAACUACAUGACAACAUAAUGGGAAAAAUGUUAUUUGAAUGGUAAAUCUCUUGAAAAACUGGGUAAAUUAAGAUGACAUAGGUCUACUCACAAUACAGGUGUAUGCAUAUUCAAUAGGAGUGUGAACAUGCAUUGAGUUAUUGAGUUUGUUUAGGCUGAUCAGUGGAGUCUAUGGUGCUACAGAUUACAAAAAAACUGUUUGCCUUCUAUUUGGGAUAUACAUAGAGUGUACAAAACAUUAAGAACACCUGCUCUUUCCAUGACAUAGACUGACCAGGUGAAUCCAAGUGAAAGCUAUGAUCCCUUAUUGAUGUCACCUGUUAAAUCCACUUCAAUCAGUGUAGAUGAAGGGGAGGAGACAGGUUAAAAAAGGAUGUUUAAGCCUUGAGACAAUUGAGACAUGGAUUGUGUAUGUGUGCCAUUCAGAGGGUGAAUGGGCAAGACAAAAUAUUUAAGUGCCUUUGAACAGGGUAUGGUAGUAGGUGCCAGGUGCACCGGUUUGAGUGUGUCAAGAACUGCAAUGCUGCUGGGUUUUUCACACUCAACAGUUUCCCGUGUGUAUCAAGAAUGGCCCACCACUCAAAGGACAUCCAGCCAACUUGACACAAAUGUGGGAAGCAUUGGAGUCAACAUGGGCCAGCAUCCCUGUGAAACGCUUUUUACAUUUUGUAGUCUAUGCCCCCCAAAAAAUGUUUUCAGCUGUCAGGACGCAUCUCUAAACAGUUCAGCUACAAGGACGAAAUUGGCUAGUUCAGCUAUCUGUCAAGAAAUAGGUUGUAACUUGAGCCUACUGCUACGAUUGGAUAGAGUGAGGUUGUAACUCCACUCCCUUUCACAUCUCCUCACAUCUCUCUCCAUUGCUGUUUACUGUAACUAUGAGAACUAGCUCAAUGGUGAUAACCAGUUAACGUUAGCUAGCUACGGUGGCUAUUAGCUCCCAUCUGAUAUCUUAGCACCAUGUUUAUCUAGCCAACUAGGUAGCAUAGUAGCUAAUAUAGCUAGCUAGCUAAAACCACAGAUGAAAGGGUUAGAUAUCGUUCUUUGCUAACAGGUCACAUAGCUAUCUGCUUAGCUAGCUAGUUUGUUAUUGCGUGCAUGUCCGGGUACGUCGACACAAGCCUUAUUAUUAGUGAAUUAACUAAGCAAAUUUUUUGCAACAGGAGUUCGAUUUUGGUCACUUGUGUCAAUUAAUCCAUGUCUGAAAAUCAUAUGCGUAACCAUGGUAGCAAUUGAAAGGGCACCAUUUGGAGGUAAUGGGGAAAUUAUUAGACCAAAGGUGAGUACACAACACUUCACAAGACUGAAUCCAAACAUUACACUGUUGAUUUUAUGUGCAUUUUACAUUUACUGUACUUUUCGAACACAUUUGUUGAUUUACGAAAUAUGACAAUACUCCGGAUACAUUCAGUAACAUGAUAAGAAUGUUCCUGGAAAAUGUGACGUAGGUGGAACAUAAGACAAAACAAUGAUAAGGGUUUGAGUGAGAGGACUAACUGUUGUCUCCAAUUUCAAUGCACUUUUAUGACUCAAAGAAGAGUCAUAAAAGAGUCACUAUAAGGUGUUUUUUUUAGCUCUCCUGGCUGUGAUGUUGAGGAACUAGAGCAAGAACACUUGUAGUUGUUUCGUUUGGAACACAACCCUGCAUCCCCUCCAUCACACAAUUACUGUUGUUGUUUACGCAAUCCAAAAAACGCCUCUAUUAUAAAUCGCAAUCUGGGUCAGGUGGGCAUGAUUUGAAAGCUUGUUCUAGUGCCAACAUGUCUAGCUAAGUUAUAAAAUACGAUCUUACUGCGUUAUGCUUUCAAAUGGCAAUUCAGAGAAACAGAUCGUAAUGUUGGUGGCCAUAGAAAAGGAGUCCUGAGCUCAUUCAGGUGCGUGUAACAAUGCACAUUUUCUUCACGAUAAUCAAACACAGGCUCAUUCUGUUCAGAACAACCCAGGGUAUGAAGCCAUCUCAUCUGGUAACUGUACAUCAAACAUAGUGAUCAUAAAUGUUGACACUGUAUGUGACAUGAGUUUUUAUGAUUUGGAAAUGUGAAGUGCACAUUUGGGAUUCAUGGGUGUUUGGCUUGCUUGUUUGACAUCAAAGCGGUAUGUAUUAUAAUCCUCAACGUCUCAUCUUUCAAAAUACAUAGAGUCACCUUAACUUAUAGCAUUUCUCUCACUCAGACAACCAAACAUUUGCUAAAGUUUCCCCAAUUAGCCAGAUGGAUGGGGGCUACUUCUUGUCAUGCAAGGUGCUCAAGUUCAGAACAGCUGUCAGUCAAAACCCAUACAGCGCUGUGAAGAGCAGAGCCUGACCUCUGACGUCAUGUAUAGCAUGUUACUGUACAGCCACUGACCUCUGACGUCAUGUAUAGCAUGUUACUGUACAGCCACUGACCUCUGACGUCAUGUAUAGCAUGUUACUGUACAGCCACUGACCUCUGACGUCAUAUAUAGCAUGUUACUGUACAGCCACUGACCUCUGACGUCAUGUAUAGCAUGUUACUGUACAGCCACUGACCUCUGACCUCUGACGUCAUGUAUAGCAUGUUACUGUACAGCCACUGACCUCUGACGUCAUGUAUAGCAUGUUACUGUACAGCCACUGACCUCUGACCUCUGACGUCAUGUAUAGCAUGUUACUGUACAGCCACUGACCUCUGACGUCAUGUAUAGCAUGUUACUGUACAGCCACUGACCUCUGACGUCAUGUAUAGCAUGUUACUGUACAGCCACUGACCUCUGACCUCUGACGUCAUGUAUAGCAUGUUACUGUACAGCCACUGACCUCUGACUUCAUGUAUAGCAUGUUACUGUACAGCCACUGACCUCUGACCUCUGACGUCAUGUAUAGCAUGUUACUGUACAGCCACUGAGCUCUGACCUCUGACUCAUGUAUAGCAUGUUACUGUACAGCACACCUCUGACCUUCCACUCAUGUUGCAUGUUACUGUGCCCAACUAUCUGCCAUUUCAACCAGUAUAUGGCGUACAGCAUAAUCGGCUUACCAAACCAUUAAACACCACCUACUGCGUCUGUUGCAUGUACUGUACAACUGACUAUGACUCAUGAAUAGCAUUUUCACUGUAACCACUAUCUGACCUCUGACGUAUGUAUAGCAUUUACUGUAAGCCACUGCCUUGACCUCUGCUCUUUAGUGUCUAUCUGUCAGCAUGACCCUGCACUGACGUCAUGUAUAGCAUGUUACUGUACAGCCACUGACCUCUGACGUCAUGUAUAGCAUGUUACUGUACAGCCACUGACCUCUGACCUCUGACGUCAUGUAUAGCAUGUUACUGUACAGCCACUGACCUCUGACCUCUGACGUCAUGUAUAGCGUGUUACUGUACAGCCACUGCGUUCCAAUCCAGGUGCUUAUUAGUGCCCAAAUCUGCCAUUUUCAACCCAUAUAUGGGUACGAGUGUAAAGGGCUACAACCAUUAAAACCACUACUGUUGUUGCUGCUGGUAAAUAGGACUGAGUGACAUGCAAAUGAAUUCACUUUUCACUGCUGAAAAUAGGACUUAAUGAGAAGCAUUUAUUAAUUUACUCCUGUGUCUGCUUUUGGUCUAUCUGUCAGCUAUAGAGACACACGUGCACCAUGUACAAGAUAGUACAGGAUGGCACCACUUGUUCAUUUUACCACUUCCUCAAGUGACUUAUCGGAUUUUGUUUAAAUAUACCACAGUGACUGUGUGUUUAAAAGGUAUGACCUUUUGCUUUCCUUUGCCCGAUGUGCUUAUCAGAUGAGUGGCAUUUGGCUCACAGAGAUAGAAAGGGAUAUUGCUUUAUACUGCUUGCUAUAUUGCACAUUGUUGGGUAAUAUUUAUUACAUUACUGGGUAAUGUUUACUACAUUACUGGGUAAUAUUUACUACAUAACUGGUGAUAAGAGUCUUAUCAAUGGAUGUUCUGAUAAAACGGUUUAGAUUCAGCUCUUCAGAUUAAAUGAGCAGGCACAUGUUGAGAAAGAGAGAGAAAAUCAUUGACUGUAGAGAUAAUAGCUAUGAUAAUAUCAGCUUGCUCUCUGACUGUUUGACAGUUGUGUUAUUCGCCACAGCGACACAGGCUUUAAUAACUAACGAGAUUAACCCUUAGUAAUUCCAAUCAAAAACCAUUAACUCUCCACUUUUUUCAACCAUACAUUUACAUUUUAGUCAUUUAGCAGACGCUCUUAUCCAGAGCGACUUACAGUUAGUGAAUACAUAUUUUUUUAAUACUGGUCCUCCGUGGGAAUCGAACCCACAACCCUGGCGUUGCAAACACCAUGCUCUAUCAACUGAGCUACAUCCCUGCCGGCCAUUCCCUCCCCUACCCUGGACGACGCUGGGCAAUUGUGCGCCGCCCAUGAGUCUCCCGGUCGCGGCCGGCUGCGACAGAGCCAUUAGAUUCAAUAGUGCAGUGUUUGGGUGAGCUGUGGUAGGGUCCUGUUCCUGUUCCUGUGAUCCAUCCGUCCAAUUACCAGGAGUCUCUCCAGGUGGACUUCCUGAUGGAGAGGGAGUAUAGAGGUCAUUAUAGCUCACUGUUAUUGAUUCCUCAUCCUACAGCACUUAGUAGGAUGACACCUCUAUCUCUGUCAGGGGGGGUUUCCUGUACAUUGAUUUAGUUUAGACUGUAGUUCACCUAAUGGUAAUCCUUUCGUUGUGUCUCACCAGAGUCAGGAUGUUGGCUGAUGUUUUUCUCACUGUAAUAAAAACAUAAAGGUUGUUAAAAGCAAGCAUACUUGCCCUGCACAUUGCUUACUGUGCACAGACACACCACUCAAUACAUUAUACUGCCCUUGAUCUCUAUCUCUCUCUCUCUCUCUCUCCUCUCUCUCUCUCUCUCUCUCUCUCUCUCUCUCUCUCUCACUCUCUCCCCUCUGUUGAGCAAGGAGGAGGAAGGGUAGGAUAUAUCAAUGUAUGUAUUGUUAGUAAUGUCAGUGGGAUGAAGCUACACAGGCCUCGUUAUGGUGUGUUCUAAUGGUCUGACUGCAGCUAGCUACCUGGAGGGGUUUUCCUCCAUAACAAUGACCUGUCAACAUACUGUACUGUACAGUUCAAUAUAUACCCUGUGUUCUAAUACAACCACUAUCUCCUCUUCUCAACACAAAAAACACCCACCCACCUCCCAACAAACCCAACCCCUCCACUCACACACACACACAGGUUUGACACCACAGUGGGUCCACUGGUGUUUGCUGAUCAGUACCUGCAGCUGUCUGCCAGACUGCCAUCCCAUAAUAUAUACGGGCUGGGAGAACACGUCCAUCAGAACUAUCGUCAUGACACCAACUGGAGGACCUGGCCUAUCUUCACACGAGAUUCAUUUCCUAAUGGGGUGAGUACUGAUAUACACAUACACACACACACACACACACACACACACACACACUUCUGACAUUGAUCAUUCUCCAUCAUCACACAAGCAGCAUGUGUUCUAUAAGGAGCACAGCUCAUAUCUGUCAGCUGCUGUGAACACGGUGUGUGUGUGUGUACAUUCCUUCCCAAAGGGCGGGUAAUUGAAUGUCUUGUAAGCUGAUUAGUUUGUGCCGACACCACAGUCUUCGGAAAGAUGGAUGAGUUUUGAAGAAGGAGAAAGAGCGAUCAGAAGAGAGACGGAGAAGAGCGAGAGAAGAGAGAGAGAGCGAGAGAGAGAAAGAGAGAGAAGAGAGAAGAAGAGAGGAGAGACAAAGAAAAAGCGAGAGAGAGGAGGAGAGAGGAGAGAGAGAGAGAGAGAAAAAGAGAGAAGAGAGAGGAGAGAAGAGCAGAAGAAGAGAGCAGAGAGAGAAGGAGGAAGAGAGAGAGAAAAGAGAGAAGAAGAGCGAGAGAGAGGAGAGAGGAGAGACAGAGAGGAGAAGAGAGAGAGAGGAGAGAGAGAGGAGCAGAGACGAAACAGAUGAGAAGAGAGUACCUCAACGCAAAAAGCAAUUCUAUGAAGAGAGAGAUCGAUAUCCACCUCUCUCUAUGGAUCUCUCUCAUCUCUCUCUCUCCACAAGCUCUCAACAGGACACAACUCCUCUCUCAUCUCUCUCUCCUCUCUCUCUCCCUCUCUCUCUCUCUCUCUCUCCUCUUUGCAUCCCUUUUUUUUUCCCUCUCUCUCUCUCGCUCUCUCUCUCUCUCUCUCUCUCUCUCUCUCUUUUCUUUUCUUUCCUUCAUCCCCCAGGGGACACAUAACCUCUAUGGUCACUAUCCCUACUUCCUCUGUCUGGAGGACGAGAGUGGCAAGUCCUUCGGAGUCUUCCUCAUGAACAGCAACGCUAUGGGUAAAAAACACACACACAUACAGAGUCUACAGAAACACAUGAAUAGUGUUGUUCUGACCAGGUCCAGAUGUGUCUAUUUAUCGGAUCCAGAGAUCAGAAUAUAUCUCAUCACUGUGUGGUUGUGUUUGUGACCCUGUCCAGAGGUGACGCUGCAGCCAGCUCCAGCGGUGACCUACAGAACCAUUGGAGGAGUUCUGGACUUCUACAUCCUGCUGGGAGACACACCUGAACAGGUGGUCCAGGAGUUCCUGGAGGUGAGACAGACUUUCACUCUGAAGCUCAUCAUUUGGAAGUGAUAGGCAUGAAUGCUCUGUGAUACAGUGAUACAUUUGGAAUCAGUGUAUGUGUAAUGUUACAUCUUUCCUGUGUGUGUGUGUGUGUGGUGUGUGUGUGUGUGUGUGGUGUGUGUGUGUGUGUGUGUGUGUGUGGUGUGUGUGUAUGUGUGUGUGUCCAGCUGAUCGGCAUGCCAGUGAUUCCUCCAUACUGGUCUCUGGGCUUCCAGUUGUCUCGUUGGGACUACGGCAGUCUGGAUGAAGUCAAGAGAACCGUGGAGAGGAACCGAGCUGUCGACCUGCCAUAUGUAAGAGCCUUACAGUAGAACUAUGGGUCCUAUAGGCACUAGAUAGGCAGACAUUUAGGAACCAAGUUUCUAUCUUAGAGCUGGAAACCAGUGCAUCUGGGAACUAGAGAACUGUGGAAAACCAUGAGGUACCAGUGAAUUAUAAAGUGAAAACGUACCUAUGUCCACCAAUAACAAAACGGGAGCAACGGAUUAGUAAGUAAUUCCCACCUACCACAAGUAAGGGAAACACUGCUAGGAAUCAUUAGCAAUCAGUUCCACACUGAAAGAUAUAAGCAAAGGACGGUAAUCCACCUACCACCAGAUAGGAUUCAGCUGUAGACUAGAGAUAUCAAGUUCUCUAUCAGAGCUGGACAGGCAGCAGGGUGCUGACCUUUUGGUCUCUGAUAGAAUCUUGUUCCCUGUCAAAUCGGUAGAGUCUGACAGUCUGUUCUCCAGUCCUUCAGGAGUCUCCUGCAGUUGGCAGACAUAUUUACCAUGUGAAAACUAAUCAGCUUCUUGCGAGGAUUUAACUAACCUCCAAGACAAUUGAGAGGUCUAACUUUGACACAAACAAUCACAAAAAAAAAAAACUCAGACAAGACAAGCUUACUCUUUACUCUUUGUUGUUUUAAUAACCACGUCCUUAAUGUCCCCAUUUGACUUUAAGAUACAGCUGGUUGACAGCGGAUAUAUUGAGGGUACAUAUUUGAUAGCGAUCAGUUAGACCACAGAGGGCAUUAGCACAUUAUCCUAAUACGUCUGGAACUGAUUACCAUUAGCGGGGAACUGGCAGGUGCUGGGAACCAUCUGUUAGAGUGAUAUGGAGAGGGACUGCCAAGCCACAGAAUCAAGGCCCAGACCAACAAAAAAAAACAGAAUGUGCUAACACUCUAGAAUCCUCCCAAGGUUCCGCUACACAUUAGCCAAGUCACUAGCACUCACAUCAAGGUCUGAACCUUGCAGGCAUGCCAGUAGGCAUAUGCUAAAGAGGAUGCGUUUAGCUUAUGCAAAGAUGCAAAUAUGUGUGAGGGGAAUGCAUUAAGGUAAUGUAAAAUAUGCUAAUAUCUGAGCAGAUGUGUUUAAGUUGUGCUAAGUUGCAAACAUUUGAGUCUCUGCAUAGUCUCUGAAUUAUCCUAUAUGCAUUACAUUCAUAUUAAGAUGCAUUUAAGGGCAUACAUUUCAGUCAUGCUAAGACGUUAAUAUUAGAAGAUAGGAUUUAAAGAUAAGAUAAGAUGCAGCUUAUUUUGAGUGGAUGAACUGCACUGCACUAAAUACUGCCAAUAUCAUCAUAUUGGAGUAACUUGGACUAAAUGUAUGGUAAACAUGCAACGACGCCGACAAUUGGAGUGGCUGUAAAGACAAAUACUGCGUGAUUAUGACACUUAACAUUCAACACCUAUUGCCUUAAGGAAUGCGUUAUAUCAGACCUAUUACACUAUGAUAGUAUGUGUAUGUUACUAUAUAAGUGAGCAUUUCGCUGUAAGGUCUACACCUGUUUUAUUAGGCACAUGUGACAAAUACAAUUAGAUUAUAUUUUUUGGAUAUUCGCUACCUGCUUCUCUUCUGUCCCAGGACAUCCAGUAUACUGACAUUGACUAUAUGGAAGAGAAGAAGGACUUCACUUAUGAUGAAGUCAAAUUCAAAGACCUCCCUCAGUUCGCUGAUUACUUGCACGAGAAGGGACAGAAGUACAUCCUCAUAUUGGUAAGAAACUCACCUCGAUGUGUUUGACUGUGUUCUUCCUCACUGAGUGUGCUUUAUAAAAACAAUAGAGGUAGCUGAUGAGUCAUGUUCUAGAUGGUGGGAUGCUAGCCAUAGUGGAACGUGCAAGGACAUGCAGGUAUUUAUUAUGGCAUGAAGGGUUAAGGGCUGGUGUAGAUAAGGUAUUUAUUAUGGCAUUAUGGGUUAAGGACUGGUGUAGAUAAGGUAUUUAUUAUGGCGUUAAGGACUGGUGUAGAUAAGGUAUUUAUUUUGGCAAACUCCAAAGUCCUCUUGAUUCGAUAAAUUGAACGAAGUGCUGCGCAUAGCCUAUAUAUGAACGGCCUACAUGUAUCGACUUUCACAGUGAAUGAUUUUGUUUAUACGUUUUGUGCGAAUAUAUUGAACAUCGCCAAAUGUGUCAUUCUAAAAAUGUUGCGCCUCUGGAAUAACGGACAUUCUGGGUAAUACAUGCAUUACCAAGGUCCUGUAGUAAUACUAGUCCCGUGCCAAUAGGGCUAUAGCCUUAGUAAUAACUCUGGCAGAAUUAAGCAUUUCUUGUAGUAAAAUUAUACACCAAAUGUAGGCAAAUUUUUGACUUGGGAGCAGGAGUGGAGAAAUAUGAUUUCUUUAUUUCUGCAUCUUGAGAGAAUGCAAUGUUCAGUUAGAUACCAUCUGUAGAGGUGCUGUCUUCAUCAUAAAAGCAUCAUAAAAGCUGAUAGUAUUUCAACCACAUACAAUAUGCAUCAAAGUCGAACUGAAAUCUUAUCAGAAACACAUUGGGUCGUUUUCACAGCUUUCAUUUUCCUUACAACCGGUGAAACUGACAUCUUUUGGACAUUUUGCUGAAAAUCUUUCCUGUUCUAUUUUUUUAUAUAUUUUUUUGCUUUAUUGUAUUUUCUCCCCAGUCCCUAAACUAGAUGGAAGCACUCAUUCUAUAGAGUUAUGACAUUAUUCUGGUGAUCAAGGGUUUAUUUAGUCGUCCAGGGUAACAUAUAAUGACAGAAGAGAAGCUGCAUGUACAGUGGGGGAAAAAAGUAUUUAGUCAGCCACCAAUUGUGCAAGUUCUCCCACUUAAAAAGAUGAGAGAGGCCUGUAAUUUUCAUCAUAAGUACACGUCAACUAUGACAGACAAAUUGAGAAGAAAAAAAUCCAGAAAAUCACAUUGUAGGAUUUUUUAUGAAUUUAUUUGCAAAUUAUGGUGGAAAAUAAGUAUUUGGUCACCUACAAACAAGCAAGAUUUCUGGCUCUCACAGACCUGUAACUUCUUCUUUAAGAGGCUCCCCUGUCCUCCACUCGUUACCUGUAUUAAUGGCACCUGUUUGAACUUGUUAUCAGUAUAAAAGACACCUGUCCACAACCUCAAACAGUCACACUCCAAACUCCACUUUGGCCAAGACCAAAGAGCUGUCAAAGGACACCAGAAACAAAAUUGUAGACCUGCACCAGGCUGGGAAGACUGAAUCUGCAAUAGGUAAACAGCUUGGUUUGAUGAAAUCAACUGUAGGAGCAAUUAUUAGGAAAUGGAAGACAUACAAGACCACUGAUAAUCUCCCUCGAUCUGGGGCUCCACGCAAGAUCUCACCCCGUGGGGUCAAAAUUAUCACAAGAACGGUGAGCAAAAAUCCCAGAACCACACGGGGGGACCUAGUGAAUGACCUGCAGAGAGCUGGGACCAAAGUAACAAAGCCUACCAUCAGUAACACACUACGCCGCCAGGGACUCCAAUCCUGCAGUGCCAGACGUGUCCCCCUGCUUAAGCCAGUACAUGUCCAGGCCCGUCUGAAGUUUGCUAGAGUGCAUUUGGAUGAUCCAGAAGAGGAUUGGGAGAAUGUCAUUUUUACAUUUUUUUUUACAUUUUAGUCAUUUAGCAGACGCUCUUAACCAGAGCGACUUACAGGAGCAAAAAUAGAACUUUUUGGUAAAAACUCAACUCGUCGUGUUUGGAGGACAAAGAAUGCUGAGUUGCAUCCAAAGAACACCAUACCUACUGUGAAGCAUGGGGAUGAAAACAUCAUGCUUUGGGGCUGUUUUUCUGCAAAGGGACCAGGACCACUGAUCCGUGUAAAGGAAAUAAUUAAUGGGGCCAUGUAUCGUGAGAUUUUGAGUGAAAACCUCCUUCCAUCAGCAAGGGCAUUGAAGAUGAAACGUGGCUGGGUCUUUCAGCAUGACAAUGAUCCCAAACACACCGCCCGGGCAACGAAGGAGUGGCUUCGUAAGAAGCAUUUCAAGGUCCUGGAGUGGCCUAGCCAGUCUCCAGAUCUCAGCCCCAUAGAAAAUCUUUGGAGGGAGUUGAAAGUCUGUGUUGCCCAGCGACAGCCCCAAAACAUCACUGCUCUAGAGGAGAUCUGCAUGGAGGAAUGGGCCAAAAUACCAGCAACAGUGUGUGAAAACCUUGUGAAGACUUACAGAAAACGUUUGACCUGUGUCAUUGCCAACAAAGGGUAUAUAACAAAGUAUUGAGAAACUUUUGUUAUUGACCAAAUACUUAUUUUCCACCAUCAUUUGCAAAUAAAUUCAUUAAAAAUCCUACAAUGUGAUUUUCUGGAUUUUUUUUUCUCAUUUUGUCUGUCAUAGUUGACGUGUACCUAUGAUGAAAAUUACAGGCCUCUCUCAUCUUUUUAAGUGGGAGAACUUGCACAAUUGGUGGCUGACUAAAUACUUUUUUCCCCCACUGUAUCUAAUUAUAGACAAGUUGACUAACAAAUAGCCUACCAAAAUGUUGGGCCUUAGAUUUUCACUUUAUCACAUAUAGUCGGGUGGUUGCGGAUGGGUUAUUAGCAAUUGCGGGCGGGUGCGGGUGAACAAACAGCUGACCCAGGCACCACUAGCGUGCGUGCACAGGAGAGCGCUGGUAAUAGUUUGGUUGGAAUGAGCGUAUCCAUUGUGGCCGCAGUGACGUGGUAGUUAAAUUCUGAGAAGAGUUUGUCUAAUUCUCAGAAUAUUAUUUAUCGUCAUGUUUUCCCUUCCUCAUAUGUGGUCAUUCUAAGACAUUAAUGUAGACAGUGGUUGUGUGGCAACAUGGUAAUGUAAGAGAGAAAGGUGUGGAUAACACACUUACCUGAAGCCAGCUGUUUAUAUAUGAGGAUGGUACGUUCCACAAGCGCAGGCUUCUUGGCACAGAGGUUAUUUAAAGGCCCAGUACAGUCAAAAUUCUGUUUUUCCUGUGUGUUAUAUCAGAUUGUACAAUAGCUGAUGAAACCAACCAACAGUGUUAUUUCCUGAUGGUUGCUGGUUGAAAAUACAAUCUACACAGGACCAUCUAAUCAGCAGGUUUGCAUGGGCGGGAGUUUCGGCUUUCCAUGGUGACAUCACCAUGCGGUAAAUUGUUUAACAGACCAAUAACAAAGAGAGUUCCAAACCUCUUUGCCAAUAACAGCUAGUUUUCAGUUCUCCCCUCCCCACUCAAACCACUCCCAGACAGUCCUAGCAAACGUAUUGCUUGAGAAAUAGUUUUCUGCUAUAAAAAAUGAAAUGAUUGUCUAUUUUAACGGAAAUCUAUUACAAUAAGGUACUUAAUUGUUACCCAAAAUUAUUUGAUAUUGAUAUAAAAACGGCUGCAUUGGGCAUUUAAGUCAGUUGCCUUAAACUCUUCGGGUUGAUAGUUAAGUUAAAUGCAAAGUGAAAAGUUGUGUUUGGUCUCGGGCAUAUGAAGGGGAAAGGAAAGGGGGAAAUUAAGUCAUCCAUGAGUACUCCUGUACCAAGGCCAAUUGGAAAUCGUCUUCCUUCCUGUACCUAGGCCUAUUGGAAAUCGUCUUCCUUCCUGUACCUAGGCCUAUUGGAAAUCGUCUUCCUCCCUGUACCUAGGCCUAUUGGAAAUCAUCUUCCUUCCUGUACCUAGGCCUAUUGGAAAUCAUCUUCCUUCCUCUACCUAGGCCUGAGACACGGUAGCCUACCCUAUGACAAAAUACGAUGCACGCGCCAUCCAAUCAUUUCUCACACAUCAAAGCUCAUUCCCAAUAUAAUAGCCUUUUGUGAGUAGGCCUAUUUUCAAAUGUUUUUGUUGAGUUUAGUGCAGUUUUGCCAAAGAAAAUGCUGUCAGAAUGUUUCCACUGAUUGGCUCGGGGAUUCAAACAUGCAACCUUCCGGUACAAAGAACAUAAUGUAAAAGGCUGUAUCAUUGCUCCUCAGGACCCGGCUGUGGCCAUCAGUAAGAGGAUCAACGGGCCGUAUGAGGCCUAUGACCAAGGAACACUGAAGAAAGUCUGGGUCACUGAGGCUGAUGGAGAGACUCCUCUGCUGGGAGAGGUAGGUGGGAAGGGAAAACCUUGUCAGUUGCACAACUGAAUACAUCCAACAGAAAUGUCUUUCACAGAAAUGUCUUUCACAUUUAACCCAAACUCUUUGAAUCACCUUGCUGGUGGUGGAGGUGGUGGAGGUAGUGGUGGAGGUGGUGGAGGUGGUGGUGGAGGUGGUGGAGGUGGUGGUGGAGGUGGUGGUGUAGUGGAGGUGGAGGUGGUGGUGGUGGUGGAGGUGGUGGAGGUGGUGGUGGGGUGGAGGUGGAGGUGGAGGUGGAGGUGGAGGUGGAGGUGGAGGUGGAGGUGGAGGUGGAGGUGGAGGUGGUGGUGGGGUGGAGGUGGUGGUGGGGUGGAGGUGGAGGUGGUGGAGGUGGUGGUGGUGGUGGUGGUGGUGGUGGUGGUGGAGGUGGUGGAUAUGGUGUGCGCUUGUGUGAUUGAGUGUGUGAGAGAGAGAGGUAGGCUAGUGUUGUUUGUGUUAUGUGUGCAGAGAGAGAGAGAGAGAGUUUACAAAUGUCUAUGGAGCAUAUGAUAUCUCAUGGGUUAAGUCGUGUUUUUUACCCACACAAUUAAGCCUGGCCAAGUGCUAAUAACUUUUUUAUGGUUUUAUAUCAGGUCAAACAUAUGCAUUGAUUCUACGUUAGUGUUCAAUCUCAAACUGUUCUGCAUCACAGGCAAUAUGCUCUGAGAAUUAGUACAGACUGUGUUUACUUACACCAAGUGUGUGUGUGUGUGUGUGUGUGUGUGUGUGUGUGUGUGUGUGUGUGUGUGUGUGUGUGUGUGUGUGUGUGUGUGUGUGUGUGUGUGUGUGUGUGUGUGUGUGUGUGUGUGUGCAGAUGUGUGUGAGUUCUGCCUCACUGAGUGUGCUUUAUAAAAACAAUAGAGGUAGCUGAUGAGUCAUGUUCUAGAUGGUGGGAUGCUAGCCAUAGUGGAACGUGCAAGGACAUGCAGGUAUUUAUUAUGGCAUUAUGGGUUAAGGGCUGGUGUGGAUAAGGUAUUUAUUAUGGCAUUAAGGGUUAAGGGCUGGUGUAGAUAAGGUAUUUAUUAUGGCAUUAAGGGUUAAGGGCUGGUGUAGAUAAGGUAUUUAUUAUGGCAUUAAGGGUUAAGGGCUGGUGUAGAUAAGGUAUUUAUUAUGGCAUUAAGGGUUAAGGGCUGGUGUAGAUAAGGUAUUUAUUAUGGCAUUAAGGGUUAAGGGCUGGUGUAGAUAAGGUAUUUAUUAUGGCAUUAAGGGUUAAGGGCUGGUGUAGAUAAGGUAUUUAUUAUGGCAUUAUGGGUUAAGGGCUGGUGUAGAUAAGGUAUUUAUUAUGGCAUUAAGGGUUAAGGGCUGGUGUAGAUAAGGUAUUUAUUAUGGCAUUAAGGGUUAAGGGCUGGUGUAGAUAAGGUAUUUAUUAUGGCAUUAAGGGUUAAGGGCUGGUGUAGAUAAGGUAUUUAUUAUGGCAUUAAGGGUUAAGGGCUGGUGUAGAUAAGGUAUUUAUUAUGGCAUUAAGGUUUAAUGGCUGGUGUAGAUAAUGACCACAGACAAUGGAUUAACCCUGACCUUGUAGGCAUCACAUUUCUGCCCAAAAGGUGUUCCUAUAAAUCUGCUCCCUUGAGAGGUACAUCGUCAUAAUUAGGACAUGUGAGUGUGUGUGUGUUUAUGUGAAUGUAUGUGGGAAUGAUUGAUGUUCUCUUUCUGCUAGUGGUUGUAAAGGUGUUAGUGAUAGGGUAAAGACUAGCUAGUGUUUUACUGAGGGGAGAAACCUUGAGAUUUAAACUUUACAACCCUGUCAUACAAGGUCAGCCCAGAUCUAAACCUAACGGACAUACACACAGCGUAUGCACACACACACACACACACACACACACACACACACACACACACACACACACACACAGUAUAUACACACACACACACACACACAUACAGUAUAUGCACACACACACACACAGCAUAUGCACACACACACACCACACACACACACACACACAUGCAUAGCUACAGACACACACGCACAUGCAAUUGCAAUUGAAAACUGUCUCUCUCCCCCCCCCCCCCCCCCCCCCCCCUCUUUCUCUGAGGAUUAAUCAUUGCUCUCUGUGCAUGUCAUUAGCAAAGGCUUCAAACACACAGUCACGUCUGGAUAUUUAUAUUGCAUAAUCGAUUUAUCCUCUCCUCCUUUCUCCUCCCCUCUCUCUCAUAUGUCCUUCUCUCCCCUCUAAACAUUUCCCUCCUCUCAUUCGUACCAUCCUUCUCCCCACCUAUCCUCUCUCUUUCUCUGCAUGGCCUUUCUCUAGGUCUAAAUCUCCCCUCUUCUCUCUCUAUACUGUAGGUCUGGCCAGAUGACUUAGUGUUUCUUGACAAUAACCCUCCUCUCUUGCUCUCCUCCUCCUCUUCUCCUCUCCUCCCUCUCUCUCUAGGUAUGGCCAGGUGAGACAGUGUUCCCAGACUACACUAACCCUGGCUGUAUAGAGUGGUGGGCUGAGGAGUACGUCAAAUUAUUAAAGGAAAUCAAACACGACGCUCUGUGGAUUGUAAGUCUGUUCUAUUAAUGUUUGAUUAUACUAUAUUUAUGUUCAAGUCUGACAUCCACAUCCACACAUCCCAACUCUAUCUUCUUCCUGACAGGAUAUGAAUGAGGUGUCCAACUUCAAGAAAGGCUCCAACAAGGGAUGUGAUGACAACAAUCUCAACUACCCUCCCUUCACUCCUAGUAAGGCUGUUAAUUAACCGUCAACUACCCUCCCUUCACUCCUAGUAAGGCUGUUAAUUAACCGUCAACUACCCUCCCUUCACUCCUAGUAAGGCUGUUUAUUAACCGUCAACUACCCUCCCUUCACUCCUAGUAAGGCUGUUUAUUAACCGUCAACUACCCUCCCUUCACUCCUAGUAAGGCUGUUUAUUAACCCUCAACUACCCUCCCUUCACUCCUAGUAAGGCUGUUUAUUAACCGUCAACUACCCUCCCUUCACUACUAGUAAGGCUGUUUAUUAACCCUCAACUACCCUCCCUUCACUCCUAGUAAGGCUGUUUAUUAACCGUCAACUACCGUCCAUUCACUACUAGUAAGACUCAGUGUUUCAGGUGCACUCAUUUUGCUGUGGUGCUGCGCCACGGCAAAAUAAUUGCCUCCAGGCAAAAAAAUACAAUAAUGGAACAUUUUGAAGAUGCUAGAACAUUCCACAUGUGAUUUUCCUCUGCAAACAAAACGAGUAAUUAAUAGAAAAAUCUAACAACCCCAUAGUAGAAUAGUUUAUCUAUUUACCUAGUCGGCUUGUUGUUGUGUUCUAUGCUAGAUACAUAUUCCUCUCGUGGCGCAUUCACGUUAUAAGUGCCAUAGGGAGGGAAACAUGCAUUCUGACAGGCAGUCAAUGGACAACAAUUCUUGCAAUCGCGAAAACAGAAGUUUUAAUGGAUUUUGUUAAAAAGACGGGAAUGCCAGCUUUCCAAUCCUACUUUAUUUAUUUCUGAACUCCUAAAUAUGCGCAAACUGCGCAAUUUUAAACCCGUUAUUUUUUUUAGCAGAAACAAGGCUCAGCAAGUUAUCGCUCCGCAAUUCGCAAUGAGUGCACAGGGGAGUGUGGGGCUAAAUGUAACCCCGGUCAAUUGUAGGGUGACUUGGGGUACAACGCCUCCCUACCUCAAAAUAAUUUAUUUAGAAUGACUUAAAAUUGUGAUGAGACAGAUAAUAUGUUUUGUUGAGCAAGAGUAGUGGAAACCAGGGAAAGUGUUUGGGGGGAAAAUUGUGACGAAGUGGUUUAUGUGAGAAGUACAAGCAGGGGGCAUUUUACCCCGCCUGGCGAGUUACCCCAAGUUACCCUAACAGGUAGGCCUACAUAAUAUUUAGUGUUUAUGCAAGUUUUUUUAAAUCACAUUUGAGAUCUGGCUAAUGAUUAGCCCAAUAGGGUAAAUGCAGAUAGGCAACCCCAUGCUUCAGCCUAUUUAUUUGCACUUUGCUGCAUCAGUUGGGCUAAAGGUGAUUAUGUUUAUUGCUAAUAGCAUACCUGAUAAUAUGGACCAUGCAUAGGCUAUAUCCUGUACAUUUUAACAAAUCAUUUUACUGAUGUGUUAUUGGGUUAAUUUCGGGAGGUGGAAAUUCUAUUUUAGAUGGUCUCAGCAUACUUAGUUUAAUUCAUUUAGGAGUGGAAUGUCCUUUAGAAAAGUCACCAGAACUGAGCUACUCAGCCCUUCUACAUAAUUCCCCCCACCCCUCCCCCCCACACCCCUUCCCCCCUUCAACCCCCCUCCGCGACCUUUUCUCUCCACUGCUACCAAUUUUUCUAGAGGAAACACUGGUAAGACUGUUUAUCAACCCUCAACAACCCUCCCUUCACUACUAGUAAUGCUGUUUAUUAACCCUCCCUUCACUACUAGUAAUUAUGUUUAUUAACCCUCCCUUCACUACUAGUAAGACUGUUUAUUAACCCUCAACUACCCUCCCUUCACUACUAGUAAUGCUGUUUAUUAACCCUCAACUACCCUCCUUUCACUACUAGUAAUGCUGUUUAUUAACCCUCCCUUCACUACUAGUAAUUAUGUUUAUUAACCCUCCCUUCAAUACUAGUAAGACUGUUUAUUAACCCUCAACUACCCUCUCUUCACUACUAGUAAGACUGUUUAUUAACCCUCAACUGCCCUCUCUUCACUACUAGUAAUGCUGUUUAUUAACCCUCAACUACCCUCUCUUCACUACUAGUAAUGCUGUUUAUUAACCCUCCCUUCACUACUAGUAAUUAUGCUUAUUAACCCUCAACUACCCUCCCUUCACUACUAGUAAUUCUGUUUAUUAACCCUCCCUUUACUACUAGUAAUAAUGUUUAUUAACCCCCCCUUCACUACUAGUAAUUCUGUUUAUUAACCCUCCCUUCACUCCUAGUUAUUCUAUUUAUUAACCCUCCCUUCACUACUAGUAAUGCUGUUUAUUAACCCUCCCUUCACUACUAGUAAUUAUGUUUAUUAACCCUCCCUUCACUACUAGUAAUUCUGUUUAUUAACCCUCCUCUUCACUACUAGUAAUUCUGUUUAUUAACCUCCCUUCACUCCUGUAUUCUAUUUAUAACCCUCCCUUCACUACUAGUAAUGCUGUUUAUUAACCCUCCUUCACUACUAGUAUUAUGUUUUAACCCUCUCUUCACUACUAGUAAUCUGUUUAUUAACCCUCCCUUCACUACUAGUAAUUAUGUUUAUUAACCCCCUUCACUACUAGUAAUUAUGUUUAAUAACCCUCUCUUCACUACUAGUAAUUAUGUUUAUUAACCCUCAACUACCCUCCCUUCACUACUAGUAAUUAUGUUUAUUAACCCUCCCUUCACUACUAGUAAUGCUGUUUAUUAACCCUCCUUCACUCCUAGUUAUUCUAUUUAUUAACCCUCCCUUCACUACUAGUAAUAUGCUUAUUAACCCUCACUUCACUACUAGUAAUUAUGUUUAUUAACCCUCCCUUCACUACUAGUAAUUUGUUUAUUAACCCUACUACCUCCUUCACUACUAGUAAUUUGUUUAUUAACCCUCCCUUCACUCCUAGUUAUUCUAUUUAUUAACCCCCCCUUCACUACUAGUAAUUAGUUUAUUAACCCCCCCUUCCUACUAGUAAUUCUGUUAUUACCCCCUCAUCUAAUGAUUAACCCCCUCACUACUAGUAAUUAUGUUAUUAACCUCCCUUCACUAUAGUAAUUUGUUAUUAACCCUCCUUCACUAUAUAAUUAUGUUUAUUACCCUCCCUUCAUACUAUGCUGUUUAUUAACCCUCCUUCACUACAGUAAUUAUUUUUUACCCCCUCAACUAGUAAUAUCACCCUCUCUUCACUACUAGUAAUAUGUUAUUAACCCUCUCUUCACUACUAGUAUUAGUUAUUAACCCUCUAUUCACUCUAGUAAUUAUGUUUAUUAACCCCGCCCUUCACUCCUAGUUAUUCUCUUAUUAUAACCCCCCCUUCAUCCUAUUAUUAUGUUUAUUAACCCCCCCCCCUUCACUACCUACUAGUAAUCUGUUUAUUAACCACCCUCUUCAAAACCUACUAUUAAUUCUGUUUAUUAACCCUCCCUUCACUACUAGUAAUUAUGUUUAUUAACCCUCCCUUCACUACUAGUAAUUAUGUUUAUUAACCCUCCCUUCACUACUAGUAAUGCUGUUUAUUAACCCUCCUUUCACUCCUAGUUAUUCUAUUUAUUAACCCCCCCUUCACUACUAGUAAUUAUGCUUAUUAACCCUCAACUACCCUCCCUUCACUACUAGUAAUUAUGUUUAUUAACCCUCCCUUCACUACUAGUAAUUAUGUUUAUUAACCCUCCUUUCACUACUAGUAAUUAUGUUUAUUAACCCUCCCUUCACUACUAGUAAUUAUGUUUAUUAACCCUCCUUUCACUACUAGUAAUUAUGUUUAUUAACCCCCCCUUCACUACUAGUAAUUAUGUUUAUUAACCCUCCCUUCACUACUAGUAAUUAUGUUUAUUAACCCUCCCUUCACUACUAGUAAUUAUGUUUAUUAACCCUCCCUUCACUACUAGUAAUUAUGUUUAUUAACCCUCCCUUCACUCCUAGUUAUUCUAUUUAUUAACCCUCUCUUCACUGCUAGUAAUUCUGUUUAUUAACCCUCCCUUCACUCCUAGUUAUUCUAUUUAUUAACCCUCCUUUCACUACUAGUAAUUAUGUUUAUUAACCCUCCCUUCACUACUAGUAAUGCUGUUUAUUAACCCUCCCUUCACUACUAGUAAUUAUGUUUAUUAACCCUCCCUUCACUACUAGUAAUUAUGUUUAUUAACCCUCCCUUCACUCCUAGUUAUUCUAUUUAUUAACCCUCCUUUCACUACUAGUAAUUAUGUUUAUUAACCCUCCCUUCACUACUAGUAAUUAUGUUUAUUAACCCUCCCUUCACUACUAGUAAUUAUGUUUAUUAACCCUCCCUUCACUACUAGUAAUUCUGUUUAUUAACCCUCCCUUCACUACUAGUAAUUAUGUUUAUUAACCCUCCCUUCACUACUAGUAAUGCUGUUUAUUAACCCUCAACUACCCUCCUUUCACUACUAGUAAUUAUUUUUAUUAACCCUCCCUUCACUACUAGUAAUUAUGUUUAUUAACCCUCCCUUCACUACUAGUAAUGCUGUUUAUUAACCCUCCCUUCACUACUAGUAAUUAUGUUUAUUAACCCUCCCUUCACUACUAGUAAUUAUGUUUAUUAACCCUCUCUUCACUACUAGUAAUUCUGUUUAUUAACCCUCCCUUCACUACUAGUAAUUCUGUUUAUUAACCCUCCCUUCACUACUAGUAAUUAUGUUUAUUAACCCUCCCUUCACUACUAGUAAUUAUGUUUAUUAACCCUCCCUUCACUACUAGUAAUGCUGUUUAUUAACCCUCCCUUCACUACUAGUAAUUAUGUUUAUUAACCCUCCCUUCACUACUAGUAAUGCUGUUUAUUAACCCUCAACUACCCUCCUUUCACUACUAGUAAUUAUGUUUAUUAACCCUCCCUUCACUACUAGUAAUUAUGUUUAUUAACCCUCCCUUCACUACUAGUAAUUCUGUUUAUUAACCCUCCCUUCACUACUAGUAAUGCUGUUUAUUAUCCCUCCCUUCACUACUAGUAAUUAUGUUUAUUAACCCUCAACUACCCUCCCUUCACUACUAGUAAUGCUGUUUAUUAACCCUCCCUUCACUACUAGUAAUUAUGUUUAAUAAGCCAAAUCAGUUUAUGUACACUAGUAUCUCUGAUGAAAGGAGACAUUCUAUUUUUAGAAUUGAACUGAGAGAGACAUGUUUAGAGACUUGAGAGAGAUUAUCACAAAUAUUUUCUCUCCUCCAAGCGUCUCGCUCAUUCCAACCCCCCUCUCCUCAGGUGUUCUGGAUGGGGUGCUGUACAGUAAAACUCUGUGUAUGGACUCUAAACAGACCUGGGGAAACCACUAUGAUGUCCACAGUCUCUAUGGUUACUCCAUGGUUCUUGCCACUGAAGUGUGAGUAUGGAUCUUACUAUGGUGUCUAGAACUAGUACUGGGGUUUUGCCAUAGAAUGGACUAUUUAGUAUGUAUACUUGAAUUCCACCAGCGUAUCCUUAUUGAAAUCACUGUAAAAUGAUUAAUAGUUAAGAGGCCUUGAGGCCUUGCUAUGUGCUGAGUGAGGCUGAAUUGUCCUGAGGUUUCAGCGGUGAGUUGUGAUGAUUUGUCUUUGCCUAGAUAAAUAGAGCAUCAUUAAAACGAGCCUGUCAUUGGGUAGGAUAGUCAAAAGAGGAUUGUUGUGUCUCGGAGGUAAAUCCAUAUGCACGCAUAACCACCCGCACACACAGAGUUAUUUUACAUUUUUUAAAAACAUUUUAGUCAUUUAGCAGACGCUCUUAUCCAGAGCGACUUACAGUUAGUGAUUUUUCAUACUGGCCCCCCGUGAGAAACAAACCCACAACAGUGGCGUUGCAAGUGCCACGCUCUACCAACUGAGCUACAGGGGACCUGUUAUGUCUCAGCGGUGAAUCCUGACAGAGCUCUGUGAGUAACAUUGUCUUCUGAGAGGCCUCCUCCAUUGCUGACUCAUCCUGAGAGCAUACCACUCGCUAGCUCCAGUCCUCUCUCACCUCACCUGUUAGCAUACCACUCGCUAGCGCCACUCCUCAUCCUGUUAGCAUACCGCUCGCUAGCUCCACUCCUCAUCCUGUUAGCAUACCGCUCGCUAGUUCCACUCCUCAUUCUGUUAGCAUACCGCCCGCUCGCUAGCUCCACUCCUCAUCCUGUUAGCGUACCGCUCGCUAGAUCCACUCCUCAUCCUGUUAGCAUACCGCUAGUUAGCUCCACUCCUCAUCCUGUUAGCAUACUGCUCGCUAGCUCCACUCCUCUGUUGUACUCCUCUUUGGUCCUUACUUGUCUUUUUUCUUCUGUCAGUUUCUCUCUCGGCUAAUAGAAAGUUUUAUUGUCAGGAGACACAUUUUGUGAACAUCAUCAGAACCCAAUAUUGUCAUGAAAAUCAAAGGACAUUCGAUUUAACUAGCUAAUUAGAGCAGCAAAGCAAUGAUGAUGAUACUCUCUAUCUCUCUCAUUCUCGCCACACACCUCUCCCUCUCCCCCUACUCUCCCUGUAGUGCUCUAAAGCGUGCGUUUGGUGGGAACCGGACCCUGAUGCUGACCCGCUCGUCCUUCCCUGGAGUGGGGAAGUACUCCGGCCACUGGCUGGGUGACAAUGCUGCUAACUGGAAUGACAUCAAAUGGGCCAUACCCGGUAUGCUGGAGUUUGGCUUGUUCGGAGUCCCCUACGUGAGUACCUCAAAGUCAUGUCUGAUGGUUUGACACCGUCAUCUAUUGAUUUACAGGUUGGUUUAUUUAUCCGUUUGUAGACUGAAAAGUGUCUUCACUGGAAGCUUGUACUUCACUACCACAUCUGAGACAGAGGCAGGGUUAGUGAGAAACACUUGCUGAUGAGACGUUAGAAUGGUUAGAAGCCGUUUUGGCUCUGGCCUCCUGUCGACAGGACAGACAAGCAACAGAGUGGAAACGUCGGUAAGAAACCAACAGGGAGUCAUAAACACGUGCACACGCUCACACACACACACCCACUCCUCCAGUUGUGACAGGGAGUGUUAGAGGUUCUCUAACUGUCCGAGAGGUUUAUCCAAUUCUGUCCGAGAGGUCCAAUUCUGUCCGAGAGGUUUACCAAUUCUUGUUUUGCACACACACCCAUUCAAACUCACUAUCUCUUUCACAAACACACACACACACACACACACACACACACACACACACACACACACACACACACACACACACACACACACACACACACACACUCACAUCCCUGGCAUAGGGAGACUGGGAUUUGGAUCGAUGCCCUCCCUUUGAGCACGCUGUAAAGUGCUAUCAAACAACAGCAACACUCAAACACACUGCUCUCAAAGGAUGGGCCAUUGAUUAGGUAUUUUAUUUUAUGCUUACCAUAUGCUAUUACCUAAACAGAGACUGUAUACAUGUAUUCUUCCAAUUUAGCCUUAUUGAAUUGUUUUAACAAAUGGAGCAAUAUCAGGCAAGAUAAACAAUACCAUCGCAGCUGUAUAGUUUCAAAUGCUAUAUCUGGGUGUUUUCAUGAGUGUGUUUUCGUGAGUGUGUCAGUGUUUGUAAUGUUCUGUCCUGCGUUGUGUGUUUUCAGAUUGGUGCUGAUAUUUGCGGUUUCUUUGACAACACGACAGAAGAGUUGUGUCGUCGUUGGAUGCAGGUGGGCGCGUUCUAUCCCUUCAGCCGGAACCACAACGCCCAGCAUUACAAGGUACCUGUUCCCUUGUUCUUUAUGACACCAAGUACAGUAUGGAGUCAAAAAGUUAAAAAAAUAUUGAUCCAAGUAUGGAUAUAUCAACAACAAAAAAACAGAGAAUGAUUUCUCACGAAGGUUCGUGUUUUUUUUGGCCUUUUUCAAAACAAGUCAAAGAUUCAAUGAUUCAGUCUCCCUUUACAUUGUAAAUGGAGACUGCUUAAGACUUAGAUAGGAUAACUAAGCAGGGUCUGUCCUGGAAUGGAGUCCAGAUGCUGCUGGAAGUGGUGUUAGAGGGCCAGUAGGGGGCGCUCUUCCCCCUAAGGAGAUCCCAAUGCCCCAGGGCCGUGAAGGGGACAUUGCCCUGUAUAGGGUGCCGUCUUUUGGAUGGGACGUUAAAAUGGGUGUCCAGACUCUGUGGUCACUAAAGAUCCCACGGCACCUAUCAUAAGAGUAGGGGUGUUAAUCUGGCUAUCAUACCAUCAUGAUAAAUUAAUCAUUUCCAGAUUCCAAUUGGAUCAUUCAUCCCCUCUUAUCCCCCCUGUAACUCUUCCCCAGUUCAUUGCUGUAAAAGAGAAUAUGUGACUGACCACCUCGAUUUGUCUUAUGUAGAAAAAUUUGAAAUUGUGUUUUUUACAUUUGAUAAAAGUAGAGACGCAGAGCUAGAAAAUUGUCUAUCAUGCACUACACUUGAAGAACAAUGACAAUGUAAUUCUGCUUUGCAACUUGUAACCAACUUUUGAGAAAAUGGCCCUUGAAUGUUUUGGUACACCUACUGGAGAGCUCUUCUUUGUCUACACCCAUUCAGCAUCGUUCACACCUUCGUAAGCCUUAGCCCCACCCAUCUCUUUAAGGAUUCACAAGUGAGGCAAUGUGGUAAACACACGCUAUAUCAAAUCAAAUCAAAGUUUAUUUGUCAUAUGCACAGGAUACAGAAGGUGUAAACGGGACAGUGAAGUGGUUACUUACAUAUUUUAUACAUAUUUUAUCAUUAUUAGAGGAGGAAGGGGAAGACCAUCCUCCUCAGUGAAUUUCAUUCGAAUUAAAAUGGUAAAACAUUAAAAAAGUUAUCCUUUUUAUAUAAAACUAUACUAAAUAUAAUCACGUCACCAAAUAACUGAUUAAAAGACACUAUUUUGCAAAGAAGGUCAGCAGUAGCCUCAACAGCACUCUGUAGGAUAGCACCAUGGUGUAGCCAGAGGACAGCUAGCUUCCAUCCUCCUCUGGAUACAUUGACUUCAAUACAAAACCUAGGAGGCUCAUGGUUCUCACCCCCUUCCAUAGACUUACACAGUAAUUACGACAUCUUCCGAAGGACGUCCUCCAGCCUAUCAGAGCUCUUGCAACAUAAACUGACAUGUUGUCCACCCAAUUAAAGGAUCAGAGAAUUAAUCGAGUACUGAAAUCAUAAGCUACAGCUAGCCAGCACUGCAGUGUAUAAAAUGUGGUGAGUAGUUGACUCAAAGAGAGAGAAAGACAAUAGUUGAACAGUUUUGAAAAAAAUAAUGUAUUCCAAAAAUGAAGGAGAAGCAAGAGAGAAAUAGAGCAAGAGAGAAAGAGUUUGUAAAUGUUUUUCACUUUCAGUUUCACUUACUUAGCUAGCAAAUGCAGAUAGCUAGUUUAGCCUACUGAAACACCCUGCUCAAACAGAGGGACGCUAUGUUAGCUAGCUGGCUAUGACUUUCCAGCACAACACUGGAACUCUUCCAAGUCAAGGCAGUGGCGGUUCUAGACACAUUUUACUAGGGGGGCCAAGGAGGGGCCAGUGUUUAAUCAGGGGGGCACACAUAAAAAAACUGGCAACACAUGAUAUUCAAAGAUUAUAAACUUUAUUUUACUUUAAAAUCAUAUGACAUUUAUUAUAACACAUAUUUUGUACAAGAGUGCAGAUGCAAGAGAGAUAGUGCCAUAAAAAUGAAAAAAUAAAUAAAUUAAAAAAAAUUAAAAAGUACAGGGUACAAAUACAGGGUUCAUAUUCAAUGUGAACAAAACUCCAGGAUACAACAAAGGGUACAACAAUGUGCCAUUUCCUAUUCAUGGAAGCCCCACUACUGUGGACAGUUGAUUCCACAUUUUGUUUUAAGAAAGAAAACUUUCUGAGUGAUUUAUAAACAAAACACACUACCCUGUAUCCAUUUAGGUAAAAUAAACCAAAUCAGAAAAGAAAUUCAAUUCAAAGAGGCUUUACUAGCAUGACCAUAUUGACAUACAGUAUUGCUAAAGCACAUAAACAGGGAAACGUGUUACACAUUAACAUCCAGUAGUCCAAUAGGAUGCAGACAAUAAACAUUAAGUUAACAUUCGUUUAAAAGCAACAAUCAUGUCAACACAAUGUAGCAAUAUGAACAACACUGAUGGAUAUCAGCAACAACAUGAAAACAAGAAUAUUACAGGUGUCUGUGUGUGUGUGUGUGUGUGUCUGUGUCUUUGUGUACUUCACUGUCAGUUGAUGAGCAGGUGUACAAAAAAAGGCUUUACAACAUAUAUGGGCAAGUCCAUUUAGGACAGCACAUUUCCACCAUAGUUCACAUUAGGAAAAAAUGACAGCAUGAAUGCUCACUAAACAAACAUAUACUACAUAUACCUUUUUAUACACAUUUUUUUUCAGUAAUUUUUUAAGAGUGAAAGGGAAGUAAGCAAUCGCUCACUUGGUCGUGGUUAGCAACUGUGUUAAGAAUUUCCCUAAAGUUUCCUUUGUUAGUGGACCCUUCAGAUUCAUCAUGUCCUCUUUGUGCUAUGUUUUGUGUAGCUGUAAGCAACAGCACUUCCCCAACUGUUUUAAUGUAUGCCUGAUUUUCUUGUACUUGUUUAGUGUGUUCUUUGUCAAGGAGAUCUGUUAGUGUUGCGUCAGUUCUAACAGCUCUUUGAUAAUCCCUCCAUGCGAUCAUUGCACACUUGUGUCGUUCAGACUUUGCAUGUAGUGAAAACCCUGCAUUUCUCAUAGUUGCCUUUUUCCAGUUUGUAAAACCAGGUGUUGAAACAAAAACGGUGUCUGGGGCAUUUGGUGUGCUAAAAUGUCUACAUGCAUAGCAACAUGUAGAGUCCGUCAUUACAGAAUACUCAAGCCAUGGAUGAGUAGUGUACCAGUUUGGUCUGAAGCUUCGUCUUCUGUCCCCCAUCAGUGUGGUUGGGAAUAUCUUCAAGUUCGGCUGUACUGGUACGUCAUACUUAGACUUGCUGAUAUCUGAAGAAGAUGGACAGUAAACAUAGGGCACAACUACAACAUUUAUUUACUGUAUAUCUGCAUGUAUUUCAAAAUGUAGGCAAAGUAUUUACUUUAAAAAAAAAACAGAGCCAUAUUGACACAAAAAAGAAUUAACAGCAGAAAGCAGCAUUUUAAGGACACCCAGCAGGCCUACCAUUACAUUGUAAUUGCAUUGCUUUGCAAAUAGUAAGAACCUUCCUCAUCACAAACCUGAUGGUGCAGUACUUGAUCCACAUGGAUCCACUUGCUGUCCCUCUGGCUGUUCAUCUCUCUGUCCCUGUAUGCUUUCUUCUUCAUGCUUCUCACCCUCUUCUUCAUUCUCCUCGCCCUCUUCUUCAUUCUCCUCACCCUCUUCUUCAUCCUCCUCACCCUCUUCUUCAUCCUCCUCACCCUCUGGAAUUUCCCUCUCUUUGUCAGACCCCUCACUUUCAUCACAUGCUGGCUCUCCCUCUUCCUCAACUUUCUCAAAACCUCGAUUUGUUUCUCUCACUAUUUUGUUUGCUGGGGCAAAAAAUGACUUUAUGUCCCUUCCUCGUUUCAUGAUAACUAUUAGAAGAAGAAAAAACGUAGGGGCAUGCAUUACAUUUUGUUACCUAACCAUCCCUCCCUAAUUAACACUGGCAGAUAACCUGUUGAUUACUUUACUAAAAAUGUAUUUGUUAUCGCGAUGCAACAGCCAAGACGGAUGAAGUUACGUGGUAAACAUCACAACAUUGUGUAGACCUAGCAAGGAGAGCCUACUAACAUUUGGAUAUUUGCUUCUGCUUCGAUGAGUUUGCUUAGAUAUGAUUACAUUUCUAAACAAAUCGAGACCAGACAUUUAAAAACUUGAUUUGAUUUAUGUGUGAGGAACAAAAGGAACAUGUAGGCUAUGUGCAAGAACAACAAGUCACUUAUGAUAUUAAAUCGUUUACUUACCUUCGACUCCUGCAAAUCAUAGCUCCUCUCGCAAAUAGUAGUUGCUGAGCUCUCAUUCACCGAAGCAGCACCACACGUGGCAGGCAGGCAGAUGGCAGGAUACAGUUUUUGGGUGCGCCACUCUAAUUUACCCGUGUAGAACGUUGCUGUGUAGAGCGUUGCAUUAGUUCCGCUUUUGGCGCUCGCGUGUAAAAUAGUUAUAAAUUCAUAAUUUUUUAUUUGGUCAGCACGGGGGGGCCACAGGGGUGGCCAGGGACAUUUCCAGGGAGGCACGGGCCUCCUCCGGCCUCCGUGUAAAACCGCCACUGCGUCAAGGUAAGCUUUUGGUGUUACUAAUUGAUUGCCACCGGGGCCCGCCGGUGUAACUGCUUAGUGUAACGUUACUGCAUGUACACUAAAGUUACUGCAUGAUUGUAACGGGUUUACUAACGCGUUAGUUCUAUUAGCUAUGCUGUUCAUGACGUUACUUUAUCUGAUAUGGUGACAACUAUGUAGGCUGUUUGUAGAGGUUUAGCUUGUAUCGUUUUUUUUUUGCCUGGUCACAUACAGCUGAUUUGUUGUGCAUUGAAGUCCACAAGCGAAGGGAAGAGAAGGAAUACAACGUGGCUGUUAUGAGAGUGAACUCGUGUGAUCAGGGGUGUAUUCAUUCCACCAAUUCUGUUGAAAAAUGUUUCAUAAACGGAAGCAAACGGAACUGAACGGGGGUAAAACAUACCUGAAUUUGUCCAAUAGAAACUCUCGUUUGCAACUGUUGGACUAAUGAUUACACCCUAUAUCAGCUAGAUGCUGGCAAGAGUGUGCAAGGCAGUAUUUAAUGUCACUGUUUGUCACUUCAAAUGUCUCUCGACCUGUGUACACCUACGUUGUAAACUUUCAUUCAUAGCCUAGGUUGUAGCAACCUCAUAAAGGGUAUAGGGAAAAUUUGAGUAUCAUGUAAUAGCCUAAAACUAUCGCUGUUACAUUGAACUGGGUGAAUGGAAUAUGAAUGAGAGUCAUCCAAUAUGCUGUAAUAGAAAUAAGGCCAUGCUCAUGAAAAAAAUAAAAUAAUUCUCCCUCAUCUCAUCUCUUUCUGCCACUGCCCGACACACUUGUCUAAAUUGAUGGGUCAUGUGAAGGAAAUGCUAUAACCACCCCUCAGCCACAUCUACCUAAGUGGAUUGGUCACUAUUGUCUAGACAUGUACAGUGGGGGAAACAAGUAUUUAGUCAGCCACCAAUUGUGCAAGUUCUCCCACUUAAAAAGAUGAGAGAGGCCUGUAAUUUUCAUCAUAGGUACACGUCAACUAUGACAGACAAAAUGAGGUAAAAAAUCCAGAAAAUCACAUUGUAGGAUUUUUAAUGAAUUUAUUUGCAAAUUAUGGUGGAAAAUAAGUAUUUGGUCAAUAACAAAAGUUUCUCAAUACUUUGUUAUAUACCAUUUGUUGGCAAUGACACAGGUCAAAAGUUUUCUGUAAGUCUUCACAAGGUUUUCACACACUGUUGCUGGUAUUUUGGCCCAUUCCUCCAUGCAGAUCUCCUCUAGAGCAAUGAUGUUUUGGGGCUGUCGCUGGGCAACACGGACUUUCAACUCCCUCCAAAGAUUUUCUAUGGAGUUGAGAUCUGGAGACUGGCUAGGCCACUCCAGGACCUUGAAAUGUUUCUUACGAAGCCACUCCUUCGUUGCCCGGGCGGUGUGUUUGGGAUCAUUGUCAUGCUGAAAGACCCAGCCACGUUUCACCUUCAAUGCCCUUGCUGAUGGAAGGAGGUUUUCACUCAAAAUCUCACGAUACAUGGCCCCAUUCAUUCUUUCCUUUACACGGAUCAGUCGUCCUGGUCCCUUUGUAGAAAAACAGCCCCAAAGCAUUAUGUUUCCACUCCCAUGCUUCACAGUAGGUAUGGUGUUCUUUGGAUGCAACUCAGCAUUCUUUGUCCUCCAAACACGACGAGUUUAGUUUUUACCAAAAAGUUCUAUUUUGGUUUCAUCUGACCAUAUGACAUUCCCCCAAUCCUCUUCUGGAUCAUCCAAAUGCACUCUAGCAAACUUCAGACGGGCCUGGACAUGUACUGGCUUAAGCUGGGGGACACGUCUGGCACUGCAGGAUUUGAGUCCCUGGCGGCGUAGUGUGUUACUGAUGGUAGGCUUUGUGACUUUGGUCCCAGCUCUCUGCAGGUCAUUCACUAGGUCCCCUCGUGUGGUUCUGGGAUUUUUGCUCACCGUUCUUGUGAUCAUUUUGACCCCACGGGGUGAGAUAUUGCGUGGAGCCCCAGAUCGAGGGAAAUUAUCAGUGGUCUUGUAUGUCUUCCAUUUCCUAAUAAUUGCUCCCACAGUUGAUUUCUUCAAACCAUGCUGCUUACCUAUUGCAGAUUCAGUCUUCCCAGCCUGGUGCAGGUCUACAAUGUUGUUUCUGGUGUCCUUUGACAGCUCUUUGGUCUUGGCCAUAGUGGAGUUUGGAGUGUGACUGUUUGAGGUUGUGGACAGGUGUAUUUUAUACUGAUAACAAGUUCAAACAGGUGCCAUUAAUACAGGUAAUGAGUGGAGGACAGAGGAGCCUCUUAAAGAAGAAGUUACAGGUCUGUGAGAGCCAGAAAUCUUGCUUGUUUGUAGGUGACCGAAUACUUAUUUUCCACCAUAAUUUGCAAAUAAAUUCAUUAAAAAUCCUACAAUGUGAUAUUCUGGAUUUUUUUUCUCAUUUUGUCUGUCAUAGUUGACGUGUACCUAUGAUGAAAAUUACAGGCCUCUCUCAUCUUUUUAAGUGGGAGAACUUGCACAAUUGGUGGCUGACUAAAUCAUUUUCCCCCCACUGUAUACAUGUUCAUGAAAUACAAUAGAUGGCCUUAAUCACCCCCAGACACACCUGGCUAAUUUGAUGGGUCAUGUAAUAAUCUGGCUGAAGUUGGGUCUUUUGUUUAGACAUGUAACUAGCUAGGUAGCUAGCUAGCUAAGCAAUAAACCAGCAUAUCCCAACUCAUACUACUACCAAUAUAUACAUUGUCAUAGCUGUAUUAUGAAUCUGCAGGUAGCUAAAGCUAACAAACUAGGUUCAAUGUUAGCUAGAAAUGCAAAUGGAUUUCUGAUUCGAAUAAUAUUACUACACAGACCAUACAUGUAACGUUAGCUAGCGAGCCAGCAAGCUACCGUUUGCUACCUAAAUAACAGUACGCUUUAACUUGCAAGAUUUUUUUGGGUGGGAAAUUUAUAUCUGAAAAAGUAGCUAGACUCUUACCCGUAUACAUGGAUGAAUGCUUCACAGCAGACUGGAACCAUUUAACUCAGUUUUGUUUGUAGCUACUUCUUGUUUGGCCAGCGUUGUGUCAAGUCACUCCAGUUCACACUGACCGUGGCGUGUGCAGAAAGUAGCCCAUCACUUUUUCCAACUAAUCUGUCGAUAGCACCUGCUAAAUUCAGGGCAUCAAUGUUGUUGAGAAAAGUAGCAAAUCUUUCAACAUUGGUUUUAUAAAAUAUGGAGAGAGUUGGGAGAAAUAGCGAGCGGGAGAGAGGAGGGGAGAGAGAGAGAGAGAGAGAGAGAGAGAUAGAGAGAGAGAGAGAUGCCUUCUACUGGCAGACAGGAUAUGUUGAUGACACUAAAUGAGAUGGAUAAUGUUUGACCUUUGUGUUGCCCUAAUCACUUCUCUCAUCAGAAGGCCAAACAGGCCAAAGUCCUCGACUCACACACACACUCUCACACACACACACACACACACUCACACACACACACACUCAGGACAUAAAGGAUUAGCCCUUCAGCAGCUAAUCAUCUACUCCACAAUUAGUUUUUUUUUUAUGUUUCCUUUCUCUGUCUCUGUCUCUGUUGUCUCUCUGGCCUGGUUUCUUUAUGUGUUCUCUCUCUCUUCAACUGGAAGUCACCUCUUUCUCCCUCUCUGCUCUUCCUAUUCACUCACCUGUUGAGUGUGUUGUUGUUGAUUGCUAAGUGUCAUCAUGGUGGUGAUAAAUCCCUCCCUCCCCCUUCCUCCUUUCCCUCUCUCCCUCCCUUCUCUCCACCCCUCCCCUCUAUCCCUUCCUUCCUCCUCCUCCCCUCCCCUCUAUCCCUUCCUUCUCUCCUCCCCUCCCCUCUCCUCCUCCCUCCCUUCUCUCCACCCCUCCCCUCCCCUCUAUCCCUCCUUCUCUCCUCCCCUCCCCUCUCUCCCUCCCUUCUCUCCCCCCCCCCUCCCCUCUCCCUCCCUUCUCUUCUCUCCACCCCUCCAUCCCUCCCUUCUCUUCUCUCCUCCCCUCCCCUCUCUCCCCCCUUCUCUUCCACCCUCCCCUUCCCUCUAUCCCUCCUCUCUCCUCCCCUCCCCCCCUCUCUCCCUCCCUUCUCUCCUCCCCUCCCCUCUAUCCCUCCCUUCUCUCCUCCCCUCCCCUCUCUCCCUCCCUUCUCCCCCUCUCUCUCCCUCCCUUCUCUCCUCCCCUCCCCUCUCUCCCUUCCUUCUCUCCUCCCCUCCCCUCUCUCCCUCCCUUCUCUCCUCCCCUCCCCUCUCUCCCUCCCUUCUCUCCACCCUCCCCUCCCCUCUAUCCCUCCCUUUCUCUCCUCCCCUCCCCUCUAUCCCUCCCUUCUCCUCCUCCCCCCUCCCCUCUCUCUCGUCCCUUCUCUCCUCCCCUCCCCUCUCGUCCUUCUCCUCUCUCCUCCCCUCCCCUCUCUCCCUCCCCUUCUCUCCUCCCCUCCCUACUCUCCCUCCAUCCUUCCUUCCCUCCCUUCAGCCCCAGGACCCGGCAGUGUUUGGUGCUGACUCACUGCUGUUGAAUACCUCUAAACAUUACCUGAAUAUCCGGUACACCCUGCUGCCCUACCUCUACACCCUCUUCUACAAGGCUCACACUACAGGGGACACCGUGGUCCGGCCCGUCAUGCACGAGUAAGUGACGUUACUUCCUGUUGAUCGGGUAGCAGUUCCUCCCAGGCUCAGAUCUAGGAAUACCACCAUCUUCAUCAAGUCCAUAAGGAACAACACUGACCCAGCUGAUCAUAGUGUAGAGGCAACUUUUUUUUGUUGUAAACAAAGCAUUGAUGUUACAAAAACAAGCAUUGAUCAGUCCGCAUCAAUUCCCCCCCCCUUCUGUCCGUCUUCCAGGUUCUACUCUGACAGUAACACCUGGACAGUGGACCGCCAGUUCCUCUGGGGGAAACACCUGCUCAUCACACCUGUACUGGAUCCUGUGAGUACAUGUACUUGAGCAGGCUCGGUGAACUAAGCUUUAGCUCAGUUCGAUACUACGACACACACACACUACUUCACAUUUCAUUUGAUUUAUCUAAAAAACUAUUGGCUGGAUAAACCCCUUGAGAGGAGAUAUCUCUCUCUUAACACACACAGACAGACACACACACACACACUAGUUGACCUCCGUUGGGACAAGCAAAUGGGAUUUACUUUUCUUCCUCCCUCUCCUCCCUUUCUCUCUCUUCUCUUUCAUUUCCCCCUAUUUUCCCUCCGCUCUAAUGAGAGCACUGACCUCAUUACAGGCAGAUUAGAAGUACAGUUACAUUGUGUAUGUAUGUAUGUGUGUGUGUGUGUGUGUGUGUGUGUGUGUGUGUGUGUGUGUGUGUGUGCGCACGCAAUAGUGUUUGUGUGCGCGCAGAAGAGUUUGUGUGUACGCAUUUGUGUAUAUGAGUGUGUGUGCGUCUGUGUUUGUGUGUGUGCGUAUGUCAGUGUAUAUUUGCAUGAGUGUGUGUGUGUGUGUGUGUGUGUGUGUGUGUGUGUGUGUGUCUGUGUGUGUGCGAGUGCAGAUAGAUUGCGGUCAUGUUAAAGUGGCUAGCUGAUUAAUGAGCAAUUUAGCAUGGCCUCUGGCAAAUUAGAGACAAGCAGAGUGGGGCUCUAGUCUGAAUAUAAUAACUGUAAUCAGAGUGUAAUUGUGAAAAGUUUGCUAUGCUAGCAGAGAGAAAGAAGAAGAUGUUGAGGCUGUCACCCCCGAGCUUGACUUCUCCUUGGGGAUGCAGAGAGGAUGUCAUCCCAAAAAUUAAAUCAAACGUUAUGUAAUAAUUCAGACAUAUGUAAUAAGUUGUUUAUUGACAUCAAUACAUAACUUAUGUGAAAGAGCGUGUUCUUUGUUGGUUCUUAUAGAUUCUGGAUACUGUUUAUUACUUCGUCAAUCUACUGCUUUACAUCCUACCCUCUCUCGUAUAUUCCGCCAUUAUGAAAUCCACCCUUAUCGACCCGACACGCGCGUCGAGCGGACGACCAGGAGAGAGCCACCACGCGCGCACGACCAGAGCGGAGAGGCCGCAGGGAGAGAGCCACCCGCGCGGCCGACCCGCGCGCGAGCUGACCCCAGGAGAGAGCCACCCGCGACCGGCCCGACCGCGCGCGAAUGGCCGCCAAUUAGAGAGCAACCCGCGCGACCCUACCCGGCGCGCGAGGGCCUCCAUGAUAUAGCCACCCUCUCCGCCUGACCUCUCCGAUCUUCGCCAUUAGAAUCCACCCGCGGGUCUACCCUCUCUCUAGAGCCUCCAUUUAGGUACAGCCACCCUCGCAACCAACCACUACUCGUAUCGGCACAGCCAGCUGAGAUCCACCCUGCUCCUCACGAACCUGGCCGCGAGCGUGCGCCAGGGAAGAGAGCGCACACGCGAGGGCCGGCCCGCGCGCAGCGGCCCGCCAGGGACAGCCACCCGCCGCGACCGACCCCGCGAGGAGCGGGGGGGGCGCCAGGCGAGAGCAACUCCGCGCCGCCCGACCCCCGGGCGCGAGGGCCUCCAGGAGAGAGCACCCGCGACUCCAGGACACGAGAGCGAGAGGCGCCAGGAGGAGCCACCCGAGCGGCCCGCCCGCGCGCGAGCGGCCGCCAGGAGAGGGAGCCAACCGUAGCGACCGACCCGCCGCGCGCGGCCGCCAGUAAUAGCCACCUGCGCCGCACAGACCCGCCGCGAGCGGCGCCACAGUAGAUAUGUACACCUCAGCUGGGCCGACCCGGCUGCUGAGAGUCCGCCAGAUACAUCAACCGCUACGCCCUACCGCUGUCGCGAGCGGCGCCAUAUACAGCCCACCCUUCUACCCCUACAGCGUGAUCACGAAUACCCUCUCUCGGUCAUUCAGCAACAUUAAUAUCCAACCUCUCUACCCUACCUCUCCUCUAUGCGUCCUCCAUAUCGAUCAACCCGCUCCGCCCGACCCGCUAGAGAUCGUCCGCCAUUAUAGAGCCACCAUCGCUCCCUACCCUCUCUCUAUCUUCCUCCAUUAUAUAUCCACCCCUCUCUACCCUACAGCUUUACAUCCUACCCUCUCUCUAUCUUCCUCCAUUAUAUAUCCCACCCUCUUCCUCCCUUACCCUAUACUAUCUUCCGCCAGUAUAUAUCAAAGCAAUGUCAAUCAAUUUUAAUUUAUAUAGCUCUUCUUACAUCAGUAAUAUCUCGUAGGUGCUGUACAGAAACAGCCUAAAACCCAAACAGCUAGUAAUGCAGGUUGUAGAAGCACGGGUGGCAAGGGAAAAAUCCUAGAAGGCGAAAAAAAAACUAGGAAGAUAGAGAAACCUAGAGAGGAACAGGGCUUAUGAGGGGUGGCCAGUCCUCUUCGGCUGUGCCGGGUUGAAGGAAAGAUUAUAACAGAAACCAUGCCAAGAUGUUCAAAAAUGUUUCAUAAGUGAUAGAAUGGUCAAAUAUAAUCAGGAAUAAAUCUCAGUUGGCUUUUAUAGUCGUCAUUAAGCAGGUGAAAAAACAAGCAGGUUGAGACAGGUAGGGGUUCCAUAACCGCAGGCCAGAACAGUUGAAAUGGAAUAGCAGCAAGGCCAGGCGGACUGGGGACAGCAAGAGUCACCACGGCCGGUUUAAAGUUCUCGAUCGUAUGGUCCUAGGCUCAGUGGUCUUCAGUUGGCUUUCAUCGCCGAUCAUUAGAGUUGAAAACCGCAUGUCUGGGACAGGUAGGGGUUUUCGUUACCCGCAGGCAGAACCGUUGAACACUGCAUAGCCGCAAGGCCCCCCGGCGAUGGGGACAGCAAAGUGUUUCCUCCAUGCCGGUCGUCCUGACGUUUCUGGGCUAGCUCAGGUUUCAGAGAGAAAGAGAGACCGAGAGAAGUAGAGAGAAGCAUACUUAAAUUCACCCAGGACACUGGAUAGACAGGAGAAGUAUCCAGUUAUAACCAAGAACCCAGCCCCAGAAACAUAAACUACUGCAGCAUAAAUAACUGGAGGCUGAGACAGAGCGGUCCGGAGACACCGCGCCUCCCGCCCGCUAGCGGGAUGCCGCGGAGGAGCCACCCGCGGGCCGGACCAAGCGCGAGGGCGGCCGCCAAGGAGAGAGCACAGCGGCGUAGACACCGACCCGCGCGCUGGGCGGACGCCAGGAGAGAGCACAACAACAGCGAGACAAGAACAGAGAGAGGGCGCGGAAGACCCCUGGGGGGGCCCAGGGAGAGAGUCAAACCAGCUCACGAACGAACCCGCCGAGCGGGCGGAACGCCAGGAGAGAGCCACUCCGCGAGAACAGACCCGAGCGCUGGAGGCAGCAAGCGAGAGAAGAAAAAAAGCGGCAGACAACGACCCGAGGCGAAUCGAGAGGACGCAAGGAGAGAGACACCGGCGCAGCCCGACACCGCGCGAGGGAGGAAGAAAGAAUGGAGAAAACAAGAGGAAACAGAACAGCCAAGAGCGCGAGAGGCCGAAAGGGAGAGAGCACAACCCGAGGGAGGGACCAGGACCAGGGCGAGAGGACGAGCGACAGAGAGAGAAACCCUCUGAAAAGUCAGAACGUGAAAGACGCCGACUCCGGAGCGCGAGCUGCCGCCAGGAGAGGAGCCACCCGGGCGCAGACCCGCGGGAGCUAGGGCCGCCAGAGACAGGCCACCGGCGCGACCGGACCCGCGCGAGGGCGGCCGCCCGUAGAAGACACCCGGCGGCCGCCAGACCCGACGAGGGAGGGACAGCCAGGAGAUAAGGCAACCCGCGCCGGCCCCGACCCGCGAGGCUGGGGCGGCCGCCAGGAGUAGAGACACCCGCGCCGAACGACCGCGCCGCGAGAGAGGCCGCAGGAGAGAGCCCACCCGCGGACCCGACAGCGGGACAGCGACCGCGAGCGGGCGGCGCGCCUAGGGAGAGAGCCUACCCGGCGACGACCCGACGCGCGCGAGCGGCCGCCGGAGAGAGCCACCCGUCGAGAACCCGACCCGCGCGCGGGCGGCCGGCCAGGAGAGAGCAUCCGCGCGACACCGGACAACGGAAAGCAGGACCAGCGAGAGAGCGGACGAAAGGAGAUAGCAAAACGCGACGACCGACAAGCGCGCGAGGGCCGCCAGGAGAGAGAACACCCGCGCAGCAUCGAACAGCGCGCGAGCUGCGCCAAUGAGAGGCCACCCGCGCGACCAGACCCGCGCACAGCGGCCGCAAGGAGACAGCCCCCGCGCCGCGACCCGACAACGCGGGGGACAGCAGGCCCCGGCGCGAGCGGCCGGCAGGUAGAGGAGAGCACCCAGCGAGACCGGAAGGGAGGACAGCCGACAGGGGGGGGGGGGCGCGCGAGCGCGCGCUCGCGUAGAGCGAGGAAGACUGCUGCGCGAGGAGAGAGGCGCGAAGGAGAGAGCGCGCGAGCGAGAGAGCGCGAGAGAGAGGCCGAGGGAGAGAGAGAUAAGCACGCAAUGAAGAAGAGAGAGCGAAGCGCAGAGCGAGCGCGAAAGAACAGAGAGGGCGGACGCGCGAAAGGAAGUCCAUAACUCUCUCCUCUCCUUCUCUCUGUUAUGAUGUUAGGGUCUAAGUUAAGAUCACAUGGAUCUCUGAACCUAUGAUCUCUCCGGCGCUUGGAAAAUCUGGGGAGUCUACAGAGCCUCUUGCUCUCCAGAUGAUAGACUGGGAGGAGAUAGAAGAUCUGUCAACCCCAAGCCACAAUACCGCUCCGCACUCGUCCUGAACUCGUUUCGUGUUCCAGCGAUUCAUCUUUGUUGUUGUAGGUAAGAAGCCCUGCUUCAAAAGAAGCUCCUAUCAUUGAAUUAUCUUAAUCAAGCACAAUCUCAACCUCUGGAAAAUCAUCUCCCGUGCUUCGGUAUUUAAUAUUAGAUGCAUCGCUACUCGACUAGCGCGAAUCUAGCUCGAUCUCUCGUAUAUCUAUCUCUCUAUCUCUCUCUCUCUCUCUCUCUCUCUCUUUUUUCUCUGUAUCUAUCUAUUCUCCCUCUUUUCCUGUCUCUCUAUCUUUCUGCAUUAUAUAUCCACCCUCUCUCCCCUACCCUCUUUCUAUCUUUCUGCAUUAUAUAUCGCUGUCUCCUGAGUGGCGCAGUGGUCUAAGGCACUGCUUCGCAGUGCUAACUGUGCCACUAGAGAUCCUGGUUCGAAUCCAGGCUCUGUCGCAGCCGGCCGCGACCGGGAGACUCAUGGGCGGCGCACAAUUCGUCCAGGGUAGGGGAGGGAAUGGCUGGCAGGGAUGUAGCUCAGUUGAUAGAGCAUGGCGUUUGCAACGCCAGGGUUGUGGGUUUCGAUUCCCAAGGGGGGCCCAGUAUAAAAAAAAUAAAAAAUAAAAAUGUAUUCACUAACUGUAAGUCGCUCUGGAUAAGAGCGUCUGCUAAAUGACAAAAAAUAAAAAAAAAUAUAUCCACCUACCCUCUCUCUUUCUGCAUUAUAUAUCCACCCUCUCUUCCUUUUGCUCUCUCAUAAUAUUUAGUGGUAUCACUCUAACCUGAGACCAAUGUGCCCUUAUGAGUGUUGAGCCCAGGUUCAGAUCUUCCCUCUGGUCAACAUGCCUCAUCACUCCAAAUGAGGAUAGAGCUCUCUGUCCCUUUCAAUUACUGUUAGGAUUAAUGCUAGCGUUAGCAGUCCCUCUACAUUAGUCAAGCUGCUGACUGAUGCUAGCUAUGAAUGAGUCAGACAGCAGUAAGCGAUGUGCAGAUCGCAGCUAUCAUUCACCUGGAUCAUGUCUGAGGGUUUUCACUGGUGGGAGAAGAUGGUGAUUUCCUGGAAUAUGAGAAAAAUUACAAUUCUGUGUUACUCAAUUCAGCAUUAUAAUGACCAUGGAAGUCUUCUUCUUCUUCUUCUUCUUCUUCUUCUUCUUCUUCUUCUUCUUCUUCUUCUUCUUCUUCUCUUCUUCUUCUUCUUCUUCUUCUUCUUCUUCUUCUACACUUGCCCCCCCCCGCCCCCCUUACACAAUACACAUGUAUAUUUCUGACUAUAAAUUGUACCUUUCUGUAUUAUACUGAUGCUAAAAUGUUUAUUCUAUUCUACUGCCAUUUACUUUAUGUUUGUUUUCUUAUUUUUUACUAUUUAUUUUUGUUGUUGCAUUGUCGAAAAGGAACCUGCAAGUAAGCAUUUUGUUGGAUUGUGUAUGACAUGCAUAUCCCCUACUGUACAUAGGACUAAUAAAACUUGAAACUUGAAACUUCUUCUUCUUGACCACUUGUGUCCAUUCCUUAUUUCUCCUCCUCCUUUAAUGGCCUCUCUCAGAUCCCAGAUGACAGGGUUCUGUAGAACAUGAAAGAGGACAAGGCAGGCCAAUGGAACAAAUGAGUGGAUGAGUGAUGGUGUCAGCGAUGGCUUUAAUGUUAGAUAGAGGAGAACGGGAGAUGUUCACAGACGGCAUGCUUUUCUAUCGCUCUGCUUGAAAAGGACACAUCAUUCUCUUUCUCUCUAUUCUUGUGUUCCCUCUUUUCUUUCUCUCUGUUUCUACUCUGUUCUCUCUUUUUCUCUCUCUGUUCUCUCUGUGUUCCAGUCUGUCAGCAGGACAGUGAACACAGCCACGACAGCUCUAUCAAAGGACUGCCGCUCGGUUAUCGAUUACUCCUGUCUGUCGCCCUACAAUCAUCAAAGGCCAUUGUCCAUCUGUUGAUGCUGCCUUCGCCAUCCCUUUGUUACAAAUGCUUUUGAUUGUCAGUGAACCCAGAUCCAGUAGUGAUGCCUGCAUAACUUUAAUAAAACCCAGAUACUCUAAACGGUUGGAACAUUUCCAAGACUGUUUUGUUUUUUGGAUUGGCCAUGUUGUGUGGAGAGAAAUAGUAAGAAGUGUGCUCAACCAAUUACCUCAAUUGUUGUUUGUUUUGCCCUUGCUGAUGUGUGAUUGGUUUAUUUCUGCAGGGGGUGGAGUACAUCCAAGCCUAUGUCCCAGACGCUGUAUGGUUUGACUAUGAAACGGUGAGCUUCCUGUCUACUACCUUCUGCUUCCUGCCUAGAAAGACAUGAAUAAGGAGUAGACUAUUUACAAGACCUUUACACAAAGUACACCGGAGAAGAGAACCACUGCUGUACUAUUUCAUUCAGAUACAGAGAGAGAGAGAGAUACAGAGGAAAGCUGUAGGAAGACGGACAGAGUGACUAGAGAGAGAAUCUCCCUGUCUCAUAGAUUAAAGAGGUGUUGAGAUCCUGCGGGAGCUUAUUUGGGCGUCAUACAGCUGUGUAAAGAGCUUCUGAUCAGAUGAGAGUUUAGAUUGGUUGCCUCGCUGCUGGGCCUUGUCCUGGUUGGUCCCCUGGGGUUAGGGGGGGCGGGAAGAGGAUUGGGUGCGGUGCAAUCAAUUAGGAGAAAAAAAAGGUACCUGACAGGGAGAGGAAAGAAGGCGAGAUGAAAAGAGGGGGAAAAAACGGAGGGGAACAGGAGGAGAGACGUUGGAGGAGAGGAGAGGAACAGGAGGAGAGACGUUGGAGGAGAGGAGAGGAACAGGAGGAGAGAUGUUGGAGGAGAGGAGAGGAACAGGAGGAGAGACGAUGGAGGAGAGGAGAGGGACAGGAGGAGAGACGUUGGAGGAGGGGAACAGGAGAGACGAUGGAUGAGAGGGGAGUAAAAGGGAGGAGAGAAGACAAAAUGAGAGGAGAGGAUAAGAGGAAUGAGGAGGAGGGGGAGAGUGGAGGAGGGGCAGAAGUGGAGCCCUCCUUAGCACUGACAAUGAGGCGAUAAGAUCUGAAAUUACUUCUAGACGCUCCAGUGACUCCCUGCUCUCUCUCUACCCCCACAUCCCAGAUGGAGAAUAUAGAAUAGAGAGAGAGAGAGAGGAGGAGAGGAGGAGAGAGAGAGAGGAGAGAGAGAGAGAGAGAGAGAGAGGAGAGAGAGAGAGAGAGAGAGAGAGAGAGAGAGAGAGAGAGAGAGAGAGAGAGAGAGGGAGAGAGAGAGAGGAGAGAGAGAGAGAGAGAAGAGAGAGAGGAGCUCUAAAUUGUCCUGGGCUGGUCUGAACAUUCCGUCCUUAGGGUGUUAGAAAUUAACUGAGGUUUGGAAUUUUGCUUUGAGCUGCUGUAGUGUGUAAGUGUGAGAAUGAGGAAUACCCUCCAUGGACAGAGAUAGGCAAGGGGACAUUAGGACAAUAAUCUCUCAACCUCUCACUCCAUCUCUCUCUUCAAUAGAGGUACAUUUACUGCAUAUUAUUCUGCCCUUUCUCUUGCCCAGCAUGCAUUAUGUCGUACUGUUCAACUAGUUGAUUAUUUUCCCAUUGACCAAUCAGGAAGUGCGAUUUACAGCCCGUAAGCAGCAUGUUGAGAUGUACCUGCCUGCAGACAAGCUUGGUUUACACAUCAGGGGCGGAGCUAUUCUACCUAUUCAGAGACCUGCGGUCACAACUGUUUACAGGUACACACACCCCACGAAUGAUUGCACGGGCAUGCACAGUAUACUUAAGCACAAGAAGGCCAGAGGAAUGCCUGGAUACAGCCCUUAGCCGUGGUAUGUUGGCCAUAUAUACCGCAAACCCCCGAGGUCCUUAUUGCUUAAGUAUACUGUGUCUGCUAUUAUAAAAUGGUUACCAACGUAAUUAGAAUAGUACAAAUUAUUGUUUUGUCAUAACCAUGGUAUACUGUCUGAUAUAACACGGCUUUCAGCCAAUCAGCAUUCAGGGCUCGAACCACCCAGCUUAUACAUAUUCAUAAACAACUUCAAAGGGGUUCAUUUCCCUUUUUAUUUUAGUUCCUUGAAAAAGUUGUGACGUAUGUGUGUGUGUUCCCCUCAGUCGGCGUAACCCCAUGGGUCUGAUCGUUGCGCUCGACGACAACAACACAGCAGCAGGAGAGCUAUUCUGGGAUGACGGAGACUCUCGAGGUAUUUCUACAAAGUCAGAUGGAGUUAGUCAGCGUGUACAUGUGUGUCUACGUGUGUGAGUAUGUGUGUGUGUUUAUGUACAUACUUGUUUGUGUGUAUGUCUACAGGACCUGCAUCCCGUUCUGCCAUAGGGAAUCGUAUCAUCUACUUUGUCUCUAUAAUUUCACCCAGAGAAACUGUUAUCAUGGGAAGAGUUAGACUUCAGUCGUACAAUCUAUCAUGGUAGCCCAUUCACACUGCUCAGUAUGGAGGUCAAUUACUUUACUGGGUUUGGGCCACAAAAUACAGUUUUGAACCACAUGGUAAAAUUAUAUAAAGUAAUGAUGUUUAGCGGUGAUGAGACUACCUGGGAUAAAGAUGGACUGCACCAAAGGUCAUUUGUACGAGAAUGCUGAUUAGUGAUUAAACUAUAAUCUACGUUCUAUCUCUCUAUCGUUCGCUAUCUCCGCUCUCUCUCUCUCUCUCUAGCAUCUCUCUGUCUCAUCGCUCAUCUCUCUUUAUCUCUCUAUCUGUAGUCGAUCUAUAUCUUAUCUAUCUAAUCUUAUAAUCUCUCUUUCUAUAUCGUCUGUAUCGCUUCUCGUCUCUCUCUGCUCUCGGGAUCUAUCUAUCAUGCUAUCUACUCUGAUCUCGAUAUCUCUGGAAUCUCUCUCUCGAUCUCUCUAGGUAUAGAUCGAUCUAGAUCUCUCCCUCUCUCCUCUCGGAUCUCCGCUAGAGAUAUACUGUCUCCAGCUCUCUAUCUCGAUUGUAUCUCUCUAUUGUAUAUCUAUAGUUCUAGCCUCUUAUAGAUAUAGAAGAGAUCUAUCGGAUAGCUCUCUCUCGAUUCUAUCUCAUCUCUCUGUCUAGAUAUACUGGAUCUAUCUCCUCGCUCUCUCUCUCUCUCUCUUCUCUCUGUAUCCUUUCUCUCGUUGUAUAUCUCUCUCUCUCUGCUCUCUCGCUCCUCUCUACUCUCGCUCCUCUCCUCUUCUAUCUCUCUCACUCUCUCUCUCUCUUCUUCUCUCUCUUCUCUCUCUCUCUCUCUCUCUUCUCUCUCUCUCUCUCUUCUCUCUCUCAGAAAACCGUUGAGACUGGCAACUACAUGCACUACCAGUUCUCUGCUAACAAUGUAAGUAGAUGUUAUUUAUAAUACCAAAACAAUGCAAAUUUGACCUUAUGUCUGGGUGCAACCUCAUCCUACUCCUCCUGUAUGUUCUCUCUCUACAGGGCGUGUUGACCAUCCAGGUGAUGCAUUCUGGGUACAGUGACCCUAACAACCUGAAGUUUGAGAACAUCACCGUGCUGGGAGUCUCCAGUCGUCCCAUGACUGUCAGUGUUACCACCGGCAGCAACGUCAUCGUACAUCCUUUAGAAUAUGACACCAACAAGCAGGUAACCAAGGCCGUCACUGCUGUUGCUACCCAACAAGAGAGAACGACCUAUCCCCCAUCAGUCCUUUCUUUCUGUAUCCAUCUUACCUUAGUGAGAUACAGUAGUACAGAGAUACAAUGCCCAACAUAAGCAGUACACGAGGAUAAAUUAAUAUCCUUCUUUUCAAUAAGGAGGGGGAAGUCACAUUAACAGUUCAAGGUUAGUCUUCCAGAGGAAGAUAUGGAGGUAAUUGUUCAACAUUAUGGUCAGGAUAGAGGUAGCUCCUAACAUGGUAGGUAUGUAUGGAUGAAAGUGUUAGAUAUGUCUCUGACUGACAGAUCAGGCUUACCUACAGUAUAACCUGUCAGGAGGAAGUCUCUGUACUGGGGAGUGAUAGAGGGAGAGAGUGUGUGUGUGUGUGUGUGUGUGUGUGUGUGUGUGUGUGUGUGUGUGACUGUAUGUAUGUCGGUUCAAGUGCAAGCGCACAUGUAUUCAUACGUGUGUGUGUCCAAGGUCUCGCUGGGAGCAAUGAGGACACACUCAAACACACAUAUCAAAUGAGUGGUAGGUGAUUUAUUAAGGAUGAAGUGGCUUUGAGGCUAAACACAGGUGUGUCUGUCAUUUCCAUCAGCCUCUAACCUUAUAAACUGUGAAGGACUGGAUGGCCUGCCUUCCUUUCACACAUUCUAUAAUAAAUGCGCAUUUUACUUUAUAAAGACUAUUAUAAACUGGGUGGUUUGAGCCCUGAAUGCUGAUUGGCUGAAAGCGACGGUUCACUAUAUAUACACAAGUAUGUGGACACCCCUUCAAAAUGAGUGGAUUCGGCUAUUUCAGCCAUACUCGUUGCUGACAGGUAUAAAAAAUCGAGCACACAGCCAUGCAAUCUCCAUAGACAAACACUGGCCUUAUUGAAGAGCUCAUAGGAUGCCACCUUUCCAACAAGUCAAUUUGUAACAUUUCUGCCCUGAUUGAGCUGCCCCGGUCAACUGUAAGUGCUGUUAUUGUGAAGUGGUAACGUCUAGGAGCAACAACGGCUCAGCUGCGAAGUGGUAGGCCAUACAAGCUCACAGAACGGGACCGGCAAGUGCUGAAGCGCGUAGCGUAUAAAAAUCGUCUGUCCUCGGUUGCAACACUCACUACCGAGUUCCAAAUGGCCUCUGAAAGCAACGUCAGCACAAUAACUGUUCUUUGGGAGCUUAAUGAAAUGGGUUUCUAUGGCCGAGCAGCCGCACACAAGCCUAAGAUCACCAUGCGUAAUGCCAAGCGUUGGUUGGAAUGGUGUAAAGCUCACUGCCAUUAGACUCUGGAGCAGUGGAAACACGUUCUAUGGAGUGAUGAAUCACGCUUCACCAUUUGGCAGUCCGACGGAUGGAUCUGGGUUUAGCGGAUGCCAGGACAACGCUACCUGCCCGAAUGCAUAGUGACAACUGUAAAGUUUGGUGGAGGAGGAAUAAUGGUCUGGGGCUGUUUUUCAUGGUCGGGCUAGGCCCCUUAGUUCCAGUGAUGGGAAAUCUUAAUGCUACAGCAUACAAUGAUAUUCUAGAUGAUUCUGUGCUUCCAACUUUGUGGCAACAGUUUGGGGAAGGCCCUUUCCUGUUUCAGCAUGACAAUGCCCCCGCGCACAAAGCGAGAUCCAUACAGAAAUGGUUUGUCGAGAUCGGUGUAGAAGAACUUGACUGGCCUGCACAGAGCCCUGACCCAUCGAACACCUUUGGGAUGAAUUGGAACAAAUUGGAACGCCGACUGCAGGCAGGCCUAAUUGCCCAACAUCAGUGCCCGACCUCAUCUAUUGGAAAGCCUUCCCAGAAGAGUGGAAGCUGUUAUAGCAGCAAAGGUGGGACCAACUCCAUAUUAAUGCCCAUGAUUUUGGAAUGAGAUGUUCUACGAGCACGUGUCCACAUACUUUUGGUAUGGUGUAGUCGGGACCGUGUCCCACUGGUAGCCAAAAUGUAUUUUAUUUUUUAAAUUAGGGGUUGGAACCACAUAUGGAAAAGGGGUUGUUGGGGAAAAUUAACCAAAUACCACGGCAAAGGGUAUACAGACACUCUGGGGGUUGGGGUUUGGAUAAGAACGCCCUUAGCCAUAUACCAAAAAUCAGUGUUUUUGCUUUUAAAUAUACCUUCUCUCCUUUGUCCCCCCCCAUCCGCUCCCCCCCUUGUCCCCACCUCCCCUUCCUUCCCCCUCCCCCUCUCCCUCUUUGUCCCCCUCUAAACCUUCUCCCCCCUCUUCACCUACCCCCCUUUCCUUUACCCCCCCCUCCCCCCUUUGCCCCCGUUUUCCACCCCCUACGCUUUCAACCCCUCCCCUCUCCCCUCGGGGUCCCCUUAAAACCUAUUCCCCCCUUUCACUAAACCCUCCCCCCUUCAACCCCCCCCCUUCCCCCUUUUGUCCCCCUCCAUUUCUCCCCCUCUCUCACCUACCUCCCCCUUCCUUAAACUUCCCCCCUCCUCUCUUGGUCCUAGGUGUUGUAUCUGAGAGGUUUGGAUCUGAUCCUGGGUCAGAACUACACCGUGCGAUGGGACAAUGUCAUGCCAGAGACCCCGCGCUUUGACUGCUACCCAGAGCCCAACGGUGACGAGACCAAGUGUAAGGCCAGGGGCUGCAUCUGGGAGGUGGGUCGCAAACACACACACACACACACACACACACACACACACACAUGCACUCAGUUCCUCCAAAGGUAUUUAAUCAAAACACCUAUGUUGAUACUCUCUCCUGACCAGAUAUCUAGCAUUGAAGGCGUCCCGUGGUGUUACUACCCUGAGGACUAUGGUUACACCGCUACCACGGUGACAGAGCAACCUUCCGGCUGGAGCUUCGACAUCACACGGAACGCUAAGCUCCGGAGCAGCGGAAGACCGGAAUCUCCGGACAUAAGCACUCUCAGAGUGGAGAUCAAAUACCACAGUGCACACCUACUGCAGUUUAAGGUUCCCUCUUAUGGCUGACAUAUUAAAAUGACUCAGUAAGUGUAACAUGGCACUCAUCGCUCUCUCUCUCUCUGUCUCUCUCUCUCUCUCUCUCUCUCUCUCUCUCUCUCUCUCUCUCUCUCUCUCUCUCUCUCUCUCUCUCUCUCUCUCUCUCUCUCUCUCUCUCUCUCUCUCUCUCUCUCUCUCUCUCUCUCUCUCUCUCUCUCUCUCUCUCUCUCUCUCUCUCUGUCUCUCUCGGUCUCUGUCCCACUCUAGAUCUAUGACCCUAAUAAUAAGCGAUAUGAGGUUCCUGUCCCCCUUAAUGUCCCCUCCACCCCAGAGACAGAUGAGACCAAGAGACUGUACACUGUCCAAGUCAACAAACAGCCUUUUGGCAUCCAGGUCGUCAGAAAAAAGCACUGGCACAUUAAUGUGAGUUACCUCCCCCAUACCCAUACCCACAGUCGCAGAUUGAUAACAUCCCCACAGAUCUGAGCAUGCGGUACAAACAACGACUGUGAAGGAUGAAUUAAAACGCUCUCAUGUCCAAAUAUUCUCUUCUCUCCCGUUUCUCUAUCUAUCUCUCUCUCUCUCUAAUCUCUUAUCCCUUCAUCUCCCCUCUCCUAUGCUACUCUCCCUUCUCUUCCUCCCAUAUCUCUCUCUAAUUUCUCUCUCUCUACGAUUAUCUAUCUCGCUCUAUUUUAUUUCUCUCCUUCCCCUUCUCUCUAUCCCCUUCUCGUUUUGUCUCUCUCCCUUUUCCCUCCUAUCGUUUCUCUCUCUCAGAUGGGACUCAGCGUUGCCAGGCUUUACCUUCUCAGAUCUGUUCAUCCAGGUGUCAACACGUCUGUCUUCAGAUUAUGUCUAUGGCUUUGGAGAGACAGAACACACCUCAUACAAACACGACCUCAACUAUCAUACCUGGGGCAUGUUCGCUAAGGACCAGCCUCCUGGGGGAGUCGCACCCCACACGCACAAAAUGCACGCCCCACACACACACACACACACACCCACACACAAAACAAACCACAACACAAACACACACACACACACACACACACACAUACACACACACACAUGCACUGAUGCAAACACAGUAGACAUGACAUUUCAUGGAAAACUUCCUAUCAGUGUCUAAUGGAAUUUCCCCAGAUGGACCAGUUUGGUUUGCAUUGUGAUAAUGAUGACAGUCCUCCUGUCCUUCAUAAGGCUCAACACACGCAGGGCCAAGAAGUCUGCUCAUGUCAGCUUUGUCCUGUUUAAUUGCUGAGCUGUUAUGACAACUCCACAGGGUACUGCAGUGUGUAUGUUCCCCUCUUGAGCCUCUGCGUGUGCUCGUGCGUGUUUGUGUGAUUCUGUGUGUGUGUGUGCUCGUGCGUGUUUGUCUGAUUGUGUGAUUGUGAUUGUGUGUGUGUGCUCGUGCGUGUUUGUGUGAUUGUGUGUGUCGUCAUUACCUGUCAGUCCUUGUUAGCGGAUGAGCUAACAACCUUUCUCUUCUGAGUCAUGCCAUCACAUCACGUCCUAAUGCCACCAGGUCCUACACACACACAGCAGCGGAGACAGACAGAGGCAUACCUCAGAGCCAUUACUUCACACAUGAACACAUUCCUUUCUGUCAUGAAACAGGCAGUAAUGACUUUUGAUAUUCUCAGUGGUCCGCCACAGAAGGAACUCAGUAUCCAGUCUCUAUCUCUGCCUCCACUCAAAUUAACUCUGGGACUCUCUGAUCUAAUACAUCAUUUUAAUUUCUCUCUCUCUCUCUCUCUCUCUACUCUUCUCUAUCUCUCUCUCUCUCUCUCUUCUCUCUACUCUCUCUCUAUCUCUCUCUCUCUCUCUCUAUCUCUCUCUCUCUCUCUCUCUCUCUCUCUCUCUCUCUCUCUCUAUAUGGUAUCUCUCUCACUCCCUCUCUAUCGCUCCCUCUCUAUCUCUCUCUCUGUGUCUCUCUCUCUCCUGGUGCAGUAUAAAAUGAACAGCUAUGGUGUGCAUCCCUUCUAUAUGGGUCUAGAGAACACUGCCCAUGCUCACGGUGUACUACUGCUGAACAGCAACGCUAUGGGUGAGGACAACGCACGCACACACACACACACACACACACACACACACACACACACACACACACACACACACACACACACA
Molecule: messenger RNA, 53309 nt
Organism: Coregonus sp. 'balchen'
Lineage: Eukaryota; Metazoa; Chordata; Actinopteri; Salmoniformes; Salmonidae
Source: the annotation of a GenBank genome assembly